Podarcis lilfordi (Lilford's wall lizard) is the source of this 56302-nucleotide messenger RNA. Lineage: Eukaryota; Metazoa; Chordata; Lepidosauria; Squamata; Lacertidae. The record is from the annotation of a GenBank genome assembly.
AAAGCACCCCUUGCAGGAACAGCCCCUCCCCGGGUGGCAGCACACUGGCCUCUUGCCCAAGGCUACCAGCAGCAGCAGGUCUGUUUGCAUGGGGGUGUGAGCAGUUUGCAUGCGGUGCGGGGAGAGCCGGGGAGAGAGAGAGAGGAAAAAAAGGAGAGAGGCGGUGGUUUUUUUUUUGGUGGCGAUGAUGAUGAUGAUGAUGAUGGUGCUGAUUUCCCUUCCUUGCCUCUUUUCUUUCCCACCCUGGUGGGGCCUCUGCCUGACGCAGCUCCCACGGGAGAACCCUUUUUUAAAAAAAAUAAAAUACACAGGACAUGCUAUUUUAACACCCCCUCCCUCCCGCCUGGAUAUUUGCAGGAGCUUGCAAGGGAAGGAAAAUCCAAAAGCAGCGAACGCUUGGUUCCUCUCCGGAGCUGCCGCUGCAGCGCCUACGCGGCAUGGAAAGGAGGAACCGUCCUGGCCGGGUGGUGGUGAAGCGAGGCGAAGCUGCAGAGCACUUGCAGCAGCCGCGAAGGAGAAGCUAGGGAAGGAAGCCGGGGCUUGCCAGGCAGGAAGGCCGCUGGAGCCUUUCUGCAGCCCGGGAGCUCGCCCGGGAACAGGCAAGGCGCCUGUUGCUGCUGCUGCAGCCGCCGGAGAUUAGGCCUCUGCCGCGCGCUGCAGACCCGGGAGAAGGGAUUGCUGCCGGGGGCAUCUUGGUGCUGGCCUGCAUCGCCAAGCCUUGGGAGGGAGGCCUUCUCCUGGCUAAAUUCCAAACGCCGUUGUGUGCUUUUUAAAAAUAAAUAAAUAAAGCGUGUGUGCUUAAACAGCCCCCCCUGCCCCACCUUAAAGUGCUUUCUUUGCAGCCGGAUAUGGGGACAAGCGAUUUUCCUGAGGAGGGCCUUUCUUUGUGUGCGUGUCUCUUAACGUUAAAUGCAUUAGAAGGCCAUGUCCGCUCCCUCCUCCCCACCCCCCGGCCCCAUGCACACAGCCCAUAAGUGGGUAUUUCUUGCGUGCGGAAAGAACCCGCAGGAGACUGCAGCACAAUGGCCUCUUCCAUGUAUACCUUCUGGGCCUCUUUUGUUUUUCCAAAACUGGCGCAGCCUCCUGCUCUCGCCCGCGGCGCCCUUCCUGGGCCUCUUGGUGCAGCGCAGGCCUGCGCGCUUUUACUCGGGAUUUCUGCAGUGGCGCUUACUCCCAGGUAAUGGGUGCGUAACUUUCGCAGCUCCAAUUAGAGUGGAGCUGGAUUGAAAGGACCCAGAGGCCAGGAAUCGUUGUCUUGCUGUCAGAUGGGACCACUUUGUGAGGUCGCUCACACCUUGAAGGCAUCCUUUAGUAAAUACGAACAAGAAAGGUUGUUAUGUUGGUCCAUAAAGGCGAGGAGCAGUAGGGAGGUGCAGAUCUACAGUUGAGCAAUGUUUGGGUUGGAUCCAACCCCAAAGUGUGCCACCCAAUGAAAUUAAUGCCCAGCUAUGGAUUUUGGAGUUCUUAGUAAACAUGAUUUUCUUGCAGCAGUAAAUCUUACUCACUGAAUGAUGCACAAGUAUGGGAGUAGCGAAAACUUUGGUACUUGUGCUGGCUUCGGAAGGGGGUGGGUUUUCUGUGUCCUUGUGUUGCCAAGAUAACAAAAGGGCCUCACCUCUGUAGAGAUCUUAGGACUAUUGGUUAGCUGCUUUAUACUAGGCUAGACUUAUUUGUCCGUCUAGACCUGCCCAGUCUGCUCUCCAGCAAAAGCCUUUCACAUCACCUGCUACCUAAACUGGAGAUGCCAGGGACCUUCUGCACGCAAAAUGUGUGGUUUGCUACUGAGCUGUGGUCCUGCACCUAGGAGCAAUGGCGAGGGACUUUUGACUGAGGGGUGGCGGCAUGUGACAGAGUAUGGAAGGAGAUGAGGAAGAGUGUGGUAGAGAAAAUGUGGGUAGGACCCACGUCGUUGAGAAGAAAGUGGGGGUGGGUGAUAAUGAGAUGGUAUCAGGAGGAUCCUAGCAUGAUCAGGUCUGGUGGUUGGGCAAUGCAGAAUUCCAUAUCUUCCCAGUAUGGAAGCAGCCAAGCUAUUAUAGUCUGAAACAGAAAUAGGAGGGGAAAUGAUAAGAUAAGAUAAGAUAAGAUAAGAUAAGAUAAGAUAAUGAAGCUGUAAUUGUGUCAGGAUGGUGGAGACUCCUGUAUUUGUUUGCAAACCAAGUCAAUGGUAGUUGCUCUGUUCUAGGGUUGGCAAUAAGCUAUUAAGAAAAUUUGAGCCUUCUGCCCUGUCAUGGAUGGGGCACCAGUGACCCACCAGAUGAUGUUGGACUCCAAGAUCAUCAUCCCUGCUUGUUGACCAUGCUGGCUGGGAAUGAUGGGAAAUGGAGUCCCAACAGCUCAGCUUCCCCAUCCCAGAUUGAAUGAAAUGGACUAAUCCUUUAAAAAGCCUAUGCAAAUACAAACAAAGGAACUGGUAAAAAUGGUUUUGAAUUACCCUCAUGGGUAAUUCAGAUGUUGUUGGUUUCCCAUCUGCCCCAGUCAGAAUGACCAAUAGCAAUGGAUGAUGGGAGAUGCAGUCCAGCAACAUCUGGAGGAAAUGAUCAAAUUUGCCCCCCUAAGGUGGUUAAAGGCAGAGGUUGGAGCAAACCAUGGUUUAGUGUUGCACUUUAUGUCAUAGCAUCCCUCAUUGGUCCAUUAGGGUGAAUGGGGCGCUGCCUCCACCAACCUGAAUCAGCUCUCAAGCCAGCCCACUCCUGCCUACCUGCCUGUUGUGAUUUCUCCUCCUUAGUCUCCCUGUUGACCUUGUAGACCUCAACGGGCAGGAGGAUGAAGGCAGAACCAGAAUAAGUUGGGUCUCUCUGCCUUUGACUCCCUGCCUUCCACCCCACCAACCUCAGUGGACUCCAGCAUCCAUUUGCAAAGGAUAGACAGCUCUUCAUGAGGAUGGAGAUGUUGGUAGGUGAGGGAAAGGCCUUGCUCUUCAAUCACCUUCUAGUGAGAAGCGGGGGGGAGAGACCCUGUCUCCACAAGGCCAGGGUUUUAGAUAUGUGUUGCUGUAACCACCAGGGUGGGUUGAACAGACCCAUAAUAAGCAGUGUUGGACCGGGGCAGAGGAUUCCUUUCAGCCUCCCCAAACGUUGCAAGGGCGGGUUGAUUUCUGAGUCAGGAAGCCUUGCUUUGAAGAUGCCCUGGUGAAGAGGGCAGUAAGAGAAGCGAUGGCUCUCAUUAGAAGCAUCUUAUUCUCUUGGGGAGCCGCGAUUUGGGGGAGGGGGGGGGACUCUGCUUGGCAGCAGCCACCCUCUUGCUCCUCUGUCCGAGAAUCCUUUGUGCAGCAAAAGGAGAUCCUGUGGGGAUUUCUUUUUAUUUUUAUUGCGGUCUCUCUUUUGUUAGCUACAGACACACACACAGCUUUUCAGCCAGGUUUCUGGGGGAGGUAAGUUGUGGAGGAAGACGAAAAGAGGAGGCUGGGGGGUGUGAUGCUGUUGUGGUGUUGUGUGCUUGUGUAGGGGGGGGAGGGAAAGGGGGUCUGCGAUUGAAAACAGGAGGGCACCCAGGGCAGAAAUUGCCCUUCCACCAGAGAAGAAAACAACCCGAGUCCCUCUGAUUUUCAGGGACUUGUUGGCAACUCAGCGAGGGUUGCCAUAGCUUUUUAUGUAGGGUGACCAGAACCGGCUGAAACUGGUUUGAGGCAGAUCAGCGCCUGAACACAAUGCAGUCAUUGAGCUACUACAGUGGGAGAGCUUCCUCCCUCCAUGGCAGCCAAAAGCAGAGGAUCUUGCAGAAAGAUACCAUCCCAUAACAAUAUGUGAAUGCACACUUUAGACACACAGCACUGGUAUGUGGCUACUGUAAUAGUCAUAAAGGAUUCUGUGUAUCUGUGUACAUAUUUUCAGUAACUGAGAUUACCUUUGGCUGGUUCAUGCCUUUUUUAUCUCCUUUUUUUUUUUUUUUUUGGUUUGCUUUUGCUGAAGUAAUGGACAAGAACUGAGAUUUAUCACCCUUUUUGUAAAGGAGAAAAAAUGGUUUGCUUUGCUAGGUGGCACACUUGGAUAUGUAGGUGUUGGGUUGUGGUGUUUUUUGUUUUUUCCAGCUGCACAAAAUAAAAAAAAAAAAUGGAUUGAAAGAUUUGUAUUUCUAUGCUUGUGAGUCAGGAUUGCUGCUUUUGCAUGCUGUUUUGUAUUUACAGGGUGCUGCUGUCGUUUCUUUUCAGGAAAGAAAAUAGCAUUAUUAAGUCUAUAUGUCUCUCUGUGUGUUGUGUCACUGUUAAAGGCCAAGAGGAACCCUGUGUGUUGUUGUAGAAUUGCUCAUGAAAGCAUUUUCAAAAGAGGCUUAGAAGGCAUUCUCUCUUCUUUUUCUCCUUGCAGGCCUAUUGAUUGGGGCUGCCUUUAACCCUUUCAGGUUUGCAGUGGCUAUGCAUCUGUGGUUGCAUAGCUGAUCAUUGGCAUUAAAAAAAACCCCAAACAAAAAUCUUGUCACAGGCCAAGGUACACAAGGUGAGCUAUGGUAUUAUUUGACUAUGAUCACAAUGGCAUUGAGGAACAUGUCUGCAGAGUCUGAAUGCAGUUUUGUGGUUGCACACCCAGGCACCUUGGUGAAAAAAAGCAGUGGUCUAAAUUAGGCGAAGAAACGCAAUUAAAUUUGUCCAGAUUUAAUAGGAUUAAAGCUAUGGUUUAUAUUGAUAGCCAGGCUAACAGUACUGCAUUUCUUUGGUGUACAGUACCUUAAAGGCAGGAAUUCUCUUUCCUCUGCUGAUUCAUAAAAGAACAGGCCCCUGUAUGACAAUCAUAAAUCAUGGACCACAUGGUAGAGGGCUGUUUUGCAUUACUGGCCCAUUGAACUUUUAUAAUUUUCCAUCUAAUCAUCAAAAAAGUGAUGAUUUCUUAUGUCCUUCCUCUUUCAGCCAAACUAAAUAGCCUUGUCCCUUUUCCUUCUCUCUUGUUUUUUUUUUGAGAGGCAAGGGAAAGGAGUUUUUGAGGCAGACAUUGCGUGUGUGUACAAAUGCCAGAUAUGCAUUUUGCUUACUAGAUUGUAUUGUAAAUGGAGGCUUUUGCAGUCCAACAGAGAGGAUGCUUUUUUUAAAGGUUUUGUGUAGAACUCCAGUGGAUUACUAGUAGCAUGAAUUACAAUACUCGAGAAUUAAUUACAUACAAAUAGGAAACCGGAUGGACAGUACAUCAGCUGGUAAGGAAUGUCUCCUCCUGACUCAAAGCUUCAGAGCAUUAGAUAAUGGAUAAGAUUUGCUUUCCUUCCUUAAAAAAUAAAUAUGUGCUUGGAUUAGAGCAGGCAUUUUGCAUCUUCUGCUGAAGCUGGAGACUCAAGAGAAAGGGAGCGGGGGAGGUAGGAGAAAGCAAUAAUGAAUGUGGCAAAAGGAAGAACAAAGGCUCUCAGAGAUUAUAUUGGAGCACUAAACAUUUCUUUGCCUUUGGGGGAUCUGUGGCUAGAAAACUGUGACUUCCUAAAACAGGAAAUCGUCAGGAACGCUGGAAUUUUUACGUGCAUUAUGAUGUUUCUGAAAAUCCAGCCUGCCCUAGCUGGCAGCUGGUAUUAUAAAUCUGCAGUCAUGGAAAAAAAAAGAAAAGGGGGGGUGUGCGGAGAGAAGGAACCCAAAUAAAGAUGGAGGAUAAACAGUAGGAUGAAAAAAAUUGUUCUGAUCUAGUUUGAAAUUUAGGUUGUCCAUUGUAUUCAAGCGGAAUAAAGUAGACAAUCUUAAAAGCCUUGGGAGUAUUUUGAUUGGGUAAGUUCCAUGGAGGCUGGUGACAGGCAAGGUUGGCUGCAUUUAGAGGGUGACACAAGCAUUAAGGAACCUCUUUAUUUCCUGAUUGUGCAGCAGAUGACAUAAGGUAUUUAAGGAAUAAAUUGCAGUGUAUUGAAAGUUGCAUGUGGUCUCUUAAGCCUGCAGACAUUUGAUAUGGAGGUGUUUUGUUUUUUUAAAAAACCCACCAGGUAUACUGUUUUGUGCGUCUCAGAUCUGACAGGGCAUUAAAUAGCUUGCAUGGCUGGGGGUGGGGAGAGGGACAACUGUGCUGUGAUUCCAUUUUUGUGUGUUGAAUUUAAUGUCAAUAUACAGUGGUUCGGUGUUAGGCUGUAGAUAAUGCUGUUUUAGGCAGCACCAGCCCAUGUAACAUAAUGGGGAGAAUAUGGAUGGCUAGUCUGCAUUUGGGUCUUUCUCCUCCCUAGGGUCAGCUGAGAUCCCUGGGGUUACAUGAGAUCACCUUUCUGCUUUGUAAGGUUUUUAUAAAACUGUAAGUACUAACACUUCAUUUUGUGGCAGUGUUCUUACUGGAUUUGGGGUUUGGAAGAGGCAUUGCACUAUGCAUGGAUAUGUGUGUCUGUGUCGUGUGUGCGCUCUCUCUAUUUUUUUUCUUACUGCAAAGCAUUCCUUCUUUCUUUUCAGUUACAUUUUGUGCUGGAACUGUUUGCUAUAGCUCAAGAAACCCGAACAGAUAAUUGUUUAUGAUUCUUUGGAUGUUUCUGUAUAAUAUAUUCAAACAUUCUGUUCUCUGAGAGAUUUUUGAGGAUUGGGGUUUGUGUGUGUGUGUGUUGUGCCACCCACCCUCCCACCCCCUGCACAUGUAGGCCAUCCUUUUAAGCUGAAAAUGCAGAUUAUUAUAUUUUGAGAGCUGGUCUUCUUAGGAGGAGCUGGAAUCUGCUUCGUAGCUGAUUCUGAAUCAGUUCAUGGCUUUUAGGUCUUCUCGGAAAUAAAGCAAUUUGCUUUGUCUUCACUGGAAGUGUUACCCUAGGUACACAUAGGAUAUUGAUUUGUCUGUGCAAGUGUGAAAACGUUGACACAAACAUUUCCAGGGCCUACUUCUUCCUAGUUCACUGGGAUUACGUGUGGGUGUCUUGAACAAUGAAUUGCCAGUGCUAUCCGUUCACCACUGCUGCAGCAGAGGAAAUACUCCCCUCCCCCCCCCCCCAAAACCACCCCAACCCCAGUGUAAAUAGAAUACUAUUCCUGGAUCCAAAUAAUCCCAUGGGUGUGACCAACUACUUUGACACAUGUGUGAGACUUUUCCCAAUUUCCAUUCCAGUAGGAACUCUACUCUGCCUAGGAGAUGGUUCCUGAUGUUCUCCUGACUUUCAGAAAGGAGCCUGAGUUUUAGAAGCCCUUAACAUGGCCCAGGAUAUUAAUAAAUGGCAGAAGUAAAUUAUCCUUGGAGCGCUCCAUCAAUCUGAUAUUCACGCCAGGGAUGGGGGACCUGUGUCCCUCCGGAGGUUGCUUGGACUGCAACAUCCGUCAUCUCUGAUCCAGCAUAGUAGGCCUGAUGUUGUAGUCCAACACCACUGGAAGAGUUGCAGAUGUUGCUGGACUCCAACUCCCAGCAGCCUCGCCCACUAUUGCUAGUGAUGAGGAAUGAUGGGAGUUUAUAAUCCAACAGCAUAGAAUCGUAGAAUUGUGGAGUUGGAAGAGACCCUGAGAGUUGUCUAAUCCAACUCCCUGCAGAGCAGGAAUCUCAGCUAAAGCAUCCAUGACAGAUGGCUGUUCAACCUCUGCUUAAAAACCUUCAAUGAAUGAAAGUCUUACCACCUUUUGAGGGAGCCCAUUCUACUAUCGAAUGCUCUUACCAUCCAUCAGAAAGUUCUUCCUGAUGUUUAACAUCAGGAGGGUCAUGGGUUCCCUAUCCUUGUUGUUUGCCAGGGGUAGUCAAAGUGGUGCCCUCCAGAUGAUACUUAACUACAACUCCCACCAUCCCUUUCCAUGGGGCACCCUGGCCGGGGCUGAUGGGAGUUGCAGUCCAACAACAUGUGUAGGACACUGUGUUAGUUACCCAGUGUGAUGUUGUGUUGCAUUUGUACCUUGUUUUUUUAUGUACAUUGUACAUCACCUUGGUAUCCUUAUCUGAAGGGCAGUUGGGAAAUAUUUCUAAAUAAAUUCUUAUUUCAUUUAAACUGGUAACAUGCAUUGGCAAUUUCUGCUAGAGGGUUGAUGCACAUGUUUUGAUUCUUUUGAAGGUAUCUGCACACAGCAUGUACAUCAGAGUUGACAACCUGAAUGUGUGAAGCAGUUUGCACCAGGUUAUUGGUUCAAGGAAAUACCCCAAAUAGGGCUGGUGAAGCUGAGAAGUGUUCAAAAGCAAUGCAGUACUUGGGCGUUGAACCCUCUUCGGUUUGAACGUAUUAUGGCUUUUCCUCCUCCAUCUUUUUUCAGUUUUAUUUUGCAUUUCUUUAGAUAACCCACUUUGCUGAUGUGCAGAGUGACUUCUUGUUUGUUUGUUUCUCUUGAUGCUUCUGUAAUCACAACUGAAGCUAAAGAGAGGCAAAAUUUUCUGAAGUUUAAGAAUCCUAGACCCAAGUGGCAUGAACCUCAGCGGAAGCCCUGCAUAAAGUCUUCUUCUUGUUCAGGAGCCUUCCCCCACCCAAAUUGGCUUGGGCAGUGGUAAGAGAACCCCCAGAACAGUAUGUAGCGGUGUGGGGGGGGGGAGCAAAUCUUUUCAUUUGCAGGCAUAGAAUGUUUGCAACAGCACAACGUUCAAUUCCAACAAAGUUCUAGAAUACUCCUGACACUCUCAUUGCCUGAAAGCAUGGAACCUUUGAUGUUGGCAUCCAGGAAACUGAAAGAUUUCUUUAGCUCUUUAUAUGCAAGCAUCUAAAAACCACCACUGAAACCCCAGAAAUGGGUGCCUAGGAGUUGGGAGCAUGCAUUGCAGUGUCACAGCCUCACAAGCCUUGGAGGUCAAGCCCCACUGUGUAUUUCCCCCUACAUAUUAUGUUAUGUUGUUCUUCUAUAGUAGAAGGUUCCAGAUGCUAAGAACAUUGAAAGAGACCUGCUGGGUUUGGCCAAAGGCCUAUCUAAAUCAGUGCUCUGAGAGCCAGCGUGGUGUAGUUGUUAAGAGCAGUGGACUCGUAAUCUGGUGAACCGGGUUCGCUUCCCCGCUCCUCCACAUGCAGCUGCUGGGUGACCUUGGGCCAGUCACACUUCUCUGAAGUCUCUCAGCUCCACUCACCUCACAGAGUGUUUGUUGUGGGGCAGAAGGGAAAGGAGAUUGUUAAUCGCUUUGAGACUCCUUAAGGGGAGUGAAAGGUGGGAUAUCAAGUCCAAACUCCUCUUCUUCUUCUUCUUCUUCUUCUUCUUCUUCUUCUCACCUGGAUGCCCAUGAGCAGAGAUUUAGUCCAACAAGGCUCUCUCCACCCGAGGUCCCAAGCACAUGGUAUUCAGCGUCCUACUGCCUCCAACAGUGGAGGUGGAACAUAGUAAUCAUGGCCACUGGCCACUGAUAGCUUUAUCUGCCACAAAUUUGUCCAGUCUUUUAAAGCCAUCAGAGUUGGUGGCCAUCACUGCUUCUUAGGGCAGCAUUUCCAUACUUCCACACAAUUAUUAUUAUUAAUAUUAAUUAGCCAAUCUGGCUAGGUUUCCCCAGCCACUCUGGGUGGCUUCCAACAGAGAUUAAAAAUACAUUAAAACACCAGUCAUUUAAAACUUCCCUAAAUAGGGCUGCCUUCAGAUGUCUUCUAAAUGUCAAAUAGUUGUUUAUUUCUUUGACAUCUGCUGGGCGGGCGUUCCACAGGGCAGGUGCCACUACUGAGAAGGCCCUCUGCCUGGUUCCCUGUAACCUCCACUUCUCGCAGGGAGGGAACUGCCAGAAGGCCCUCAGCGCUGGACCUCAGUGUCCGGGCAGAAUGAUGGGGAUGGAGACACUCCUUCAGGUAUACUGGGCCGAGGCAGUUUAGGGCUUUAAAGGUCAGCACCAACACUUUGAAUUGUGCUUGGAAACGUACUGGGAGCCAAUGUAGGUCUUUCAAGACCGGUGUUAUGUGGUCUCGGCGGCCGCUCCCAGUCACCAGUCUGGCUGCCGCAUUGUGGAUUAGUUGUACUGUGUGUAGAAGGACUUCCUUUUUUCUGUCCCAAAUCUUCCAGUGUUCAACUUCAUUGGUUGACCACAGGUUCUAGCAUUGCAGCAAAGGAAGAAAAGUGUCUCUAUCCAGAUUCCACUUACCAUGUGUAAAUCUCGUACACCUCUAAUGUGUUCCCCUUUACUUGCCUUUUUUUCUAAGCUAAAAGGCCCCAAAUCUUCUAACCCUUCCUCACAAGGGAUUUGUCCUUUUCUGAACUUUUUCUAAAAAGGUAAAGGUAAAGGACCCCUGACAGUUAAGUCCAGUUGCAGAUGACUCCGGGGUUGUGGUGCUCAUCUCGCUUUACAGGCCGAGGGAGCCGGCGUUUGUCCACAGACAGUUUUUCCAGGUCAUGUGGCCAGCAUGACUAAGCCGCUUCUGGCGCAACGGAACACCAAAACCAGAGCAGCACACAGAAACACCAUUUACCUUCCCCCUGGAGCGGUACCUAUUUAUCUACUUGCACUUUUUGGCAUGCUUUCGAACUGCUAGGUUGGCAGGAGCUGGGACAGAGCAACAGGAGCUCACCCUGUUGCGGGGAUUUGAACCACCAGCCUUCUGAUCAGCAAGCCCAAGAGGCUCAGUGGUUUAGACCACAGCGCCACCCACUUCCCAGCUCUGCAAUAUUGUUUGCUCAGACCUGUACACAGCAUUCCAAGUGCAGGCUCGCCAUAUCAUCAUCAUCAUCAUCAUCAUCAUCUAUACCAUCAUUCAUCUAGAGAUCACAGAAUGGUUUGCAAUAUAAAAACACAAAAAUACAUACUUUUUAACGACAAACAAAAACAAUACCCCCCCGCAAGAGUAUUAUUAUUUAUUAAAUUUUUAUAUUGACAACUGCAUUCUCCAUCUCUGUUCUCACAAUUCUUCACAUGGAUCAUAAAAUCCCAGAGUUGGAAGGGAGCCUGAGGAUCAUCUGGCCCAACCCGCUGCAAUGCAGGAAUAUGCAGCUGUCCCAUACGGUGAUCAAACCUGUGACUUUGGUGUUAUUAGCAACACGCUUCACCUUUUCGCAGUUACGGCACACUGGACCUUUCUGUUUAUUCCACGGCUACUAAGCAUACUCAGGUGUCUUUGGUGAGGACUUCAUAAGCUUUGAUAUAUAUCUUUUCUUUUUGGCUGGACCACAACUCCCAUCAUCCCAUCCCUUUCAUUGGCCAUCCUGGAUGGGGCUCAAGGCGUCUUUUGUCAUCCGGAGGGCCAGAGUUUCCUCAGCCCUGCUACUUAAUCGUAAAAAGAUCCUUUUUAAAAAAAAAAAUUUUUUUUUUAACUUUAUUUACAACAUAGUCCACAACAACUCAUACAUACAAACAAACCCACCACUAUUGACAAUUUAAUCAUCAAAAUUAAACUCCUAUCCACGUACACAAAGAAAGCAUACCAUAAAAAUAAAAAGACUUCCUUUAUCCUGUAAAUGGCCUCCUUAUUUACUUUUUGUAUACUGUUUCUUUUGUAUGUGAUUAUUACAAUUUUUCUUAAUUGGAUCAGACCAAAGGUCCAUCUCAUUCAGCAUUGUAUUUCCAGCAUGGUCUGCCAGUUCCCAUCAUCCCUGACCACUGGUCCUGCUAGCUAGGGAAGAUGGGAGUUGUAGUCCAAAAACAGCUGGCGACCCAAGUUUGGGAAACCCUGCACUAGUGCAUCUAAUGUUCUUAAGUAUUCUGCAUCUGAACAUGGAAGUUCCAUUGAGCCACCGUUGCUCAAAUGUUGAGAGACCUCCUUCAAUUCCCACCCCCUGUUUUAAAGUCAUUUAUUUGAAGUUGAGAGAGACCCAUAGCACCCCAGUGCAACCUACAGGACAGUAAUAAGGUAGUCCCUCUUUCCCCCCAAGAUUACAAAGACACCAGAGGAAAGGAAAUCAGAGGAAACAAGCUAACCCAGGCACUAUAUAUUGUCUACAAACUUACUUUAGCCGGAAUCGAAACAGGAAGAGGAGCCCAAAGUUGCUACUGUCUCAGCAGAGCUGAUGGAGAGGCCCUUGUUUUCUUUCUUUCCCUCUAGUUACCAUACAGCCUGACGGAAUCUAAGCUACUGACCAUCAUUGCAUCCCUGAGAAAGUUCUCUUCUAGCUCUCUUCAGCACAAACCCCAGUUCUCUGUCCUCGAUUCCGUCUCUCCCAAGACAUAGCCCUCCCUGCUUGGUAGCUUGGCUUGAGAUGCUCAAAGUGCCCCUGCAGUCGUCUCCUCUUAUUGGCUAUGACAGAUGAUGGGGAAGAUGAACGAACGUGAAGUCUCCUUAUUGCAGUGCUUCUCGAACUUUUUUCCUCUGGGCCGCACUUUCAGAAUAAAAAUUUGCUCGCACCACACCCAAUUUUUAUAUUGAUAAGAAAUAACAUUGGAAAACGAAAAGAAACAACUAGCAAUGCUUGAUUCAUAGCAUGGAACACAGCUACUUUAUAGUAUGAUCACGGGACAGCCAGAAAGUAUGAAACAACGCAGAAUCAUCCCCCCAAAAUAAUUAUAAAUGAGGCUCUUAUACAUGGACUUUAAGGUUCUAUAAACUCAGUGAGAGGUAUGAGCUUGCUUUUGCCGGGUAAUCUCAUUUAUAUUAGGUCUAAUUUGAGACAAACUCUCAUCUCCUCAUCAACACAAAUGGGCCUUUCUCUUUUCUGAUCUUCCAUAUUUGUUGGGAGUUGAAAAUUCCUGUGUUGUGGAGAACUUUCAUAGAAUAGCCAGUGCUCUGGAAGAGAGCUGUGGAUACUGGUUCUAGUUGUAUAUCCCUGCUGCAUUGAAAUGUUUAAAUGUUUCUUGGAUUGUCCUUGAAUCUUCCUGCCACACUUUCCAUCCUCUCCUGCCACACCCUUUGAGAACCAUUGCUCUGUUGGAACACAUCCGUAGCAUACAUUUAAAUUACAUGGCUUUCCCCCAAGGAAUUCUGGGAACUAUAGUUAGCUAAGGGUGCUGUAAACCAUAACUCUGGGAGGGGUAAGCUACAGUUCCCAUGAUUCUUUGGGGAGAAGCGGCAUGCUUUAAAUGUAUGAUGUGCAUGUGACCGUGCAUUUGGCGCAUGCAUAAAGCCACCUCCCCCUCCCCCAGCUUAAUUGUUUUCCUGUUCAUUUCACUCAGUAUCUGAAUUAUUUGAGAGGCUUGUGCAAUUUAUUGACCAGAACUUGGCUGCCCCUGUAUGUAUUUAUUUAGGGGGGAGGGAAACUGUAGACCCCUUAAUCAGAAAACUUUCUUGAGUGUUGCACAUAAUAAAAUUAUCAAUGAAACACAUAUAUUUUCAGCCAGAUGUAGAUAACUUAAUUAUAUGUCUGAGUAGGCUUGAUGAUAAUGCAUCACUGGUUAAGAUUUAAGCCGCAGUCAGUUUUAUAUAAUGACGGUGUUGCUUUGACUGAGGAUGUGAGUCACAGACUCCAAGACUGCAAGGCAUGUUGAAGGCAUGCAUCAGGCAUAGGCCCAAACAGCAAUGUUGCCUUGGGUCCUGUCAAGGAAGAAGGUGGGGUAUAAAUAACUAUAUAAUAGUGUUAAACCCUUGUAACUCCUCCCUUUUCCUGAAUUCCUGCAGCAACUUUAAAAAGGCCCAUGUCUUUCAGAAGUUAGUGGACACCCAUCCCAUCAUCCCUGACCGUUGGCUGUGCUGGCUUUUAGUUGAUGGGCUGUGGAGACCAAUAAUUUGUGGAGGGCAUUGACUACUAGGCCACCUGUACUUUAGGAUCUGGAGAUGCUUACUAAACCAAGUUCCAUUGAGGGCUAGCAGUAGGCAUCAUCGUUCAGUCCAUGUUCUGAUGCAGGAGUUUCCCAGGGGUCUCUGGAGCGUCUCAUUGGGGACUUUUGGAUCUAGUUCCAGAGUUAAGUGUCUUGCUUCAUGCCCAACACAUGCGGAGAGCAGCUGUUACAUGCAAGUAAGAAAUGGAUAUUUGUUCAGGCAAAUAAUGGUGCAGGUUUGGCACAGACACAGAGUUUGGGAGUCAUGAUUCAGGAAUCACGCAAGACAUUCAGAACUGGACGGAAGCAACGAAGAUGUCUCAACAGCUUCCAUGACUUGCUCACCAAGCUUUUAGAGACAAGGCAUGGCGUGCUCACUCAAGAGACUCGCUCAGUUUGCAAGAAUGCCAGGGUUGCAAAGUGUGUGCUUCAGGAGUGUGUCCCGAUUGCAGAAAUGGCACCUGGUUCUAGUCAGCAAUGCUGCACCCUUUUGUUCGGGCUGAUGAAGAUGACACUUCCUGAGUUACCUUCUCUCUGGGUUGCCUACAGGCUUAGCCUCCACUGAGACUUUCCUCUCUGUUGGGGAGAGGAGUGGGCAUCCCUGCUCCCCUUUCCAAAGUGGCUGAAGUUGAGGCACAAUGAGCAGAGCCCCUCUUCCCAUCAAAUGCUCCACCCUCUGUUUCUUCCCACUACUGCCCUUGUGUCGGGGCCUGCAAACCCAGGAAUGAUAGUCGUAUCCAAGAGGCACUACUGCAAGGUAGCCUCUGCCCCGAUCCACUGUCCCUCUUUACACUGUCUCAUUGGGAAUAAAGACAACUUCAUCCUUUGAAGCAGAGUCUGCAAGGCCAGCAGGAGAUUAGGACAAGGGUUAACCACGUUGCAUCCUGGAAUUUCAGGGGAGGCAGGAAAUGAUGUAGACACAGGCCAAGUGAAUGUCUGGUUGCAAUCUGUCGAGGGUGAUCAUAAGCAGUUGUGUAUAUAAAGCUCUGCCUCACAGCUGGCUUUCGUAAUUCUGUUCCUGAGGGAGAAGGUGGAGCUGGUCCAAGAAGGUUUGCAACAGACUUUGCUCCUAUUCUUUCUCUCUGCGCAAGUUUGUGAUUUGAUCAUCCUCAAGGGCGAUUUCGAAAAGCAUAGUUAAGGGGCAUUGAGAAGACGCCAAAAAGAAUUGGGUUAAAGAGGCAGCCCUCUUUUCCAAGCUGCGUUUUGUCACGAAGCUAUUGGACUUGAAUCCAUCAAACUACACAGUGCAGUGCAAACACCGCAGUUUCCCAAAUGAAUUAGCCAGACUGUCAGCAUUGGGCUGUUGGCAACAAACAUAAGCAAAUCUGGAUUCCUAGGUAGAUGGUCUCUCUGUAGGAUUGGACGGUGGUGUCCCCAGAAUCUGCCAAGGGUGAUUUGUCAAGAAGCCAGAAUCUUAAAUGCCUGCAGGGUUGAAGCAUUGUGCAGAGGCUACAGUUGCAUCAUACACAAACCAGAAAAAGAGACGCAAGGUUGAGGGCUAAACAACAUGUGGCAUUUAUUUUAUGGACGCGGUAAACAUGCAUUUUCUCUCUCUUGAAUGUAAAUGGCAGCUAUAGGCUGAGGAACGCUUGGGCCUGUGCUGGGACUGUUUGUCACCUUACUCUGUAGUGCUGUUGAAAAUCCCUACUCAAACCCCUCCAUCUGAAUGCUCCCAUCGCUUCCUGGAGCAUUUUAACAGAGAUGGUAUAUAUGCAUUGUGCCACAUUGCUUUAAAUGGUUUUUCUUUUAAAAAAGAAAAAGGGAACUCUUGGACCACCCCAUAAGUAAUGCAUUUUUGCUGUUGCCAGAGCGUGCAUUGAUAGAUUCACCUUUGUUCUGAUGUUCAUGGGUCAGGGGAGGCGGCUGAUGCAGGCAUGUUGACUCCAGAAAUGAGAGCGAAUGGCUUCCUUCUCCCAUUCCUUGCAUGCCAGAAGAUUCCCAAUUGGCCUUGACCUGCCCUCCGCAUGUCUUUGACUGCAACUCCCAGCUGUGCUGGCAGCCAACGGAUGGGUGUUGUAAUCCGAAGCGUCUGUAGGCGUAAAGUUGGGAGAAGGCUGGUUUUGACCCGACUCCGAUCUAGGUGCAAUUUAAGAUCCUUGCUCUUCCUCCUCAUCGUUUAACACCACAGGUAGGUGUGUUCUGUAGUCACAACCCAUUAGCAAACGUAUUACUGGCUGCAGAGAUGGGCAAAUAGAGACUGAAGAGAAAAGGAGGGAAAUGCUAGUUAAAUGCUCGCUUUUAUCGUUUUCAUAAAAUAUGCAUUUGUGUGAUAUCAGCUCUGGCUGGCUUGUGGUUUUGGAGGAGAGCAAUGGUACUUCUGUAAGGUGGUGAAAAGGGAUGAGUGUUCGAUAAAAUCCAUUUCCCCCUUCCCUGCCCCCUGCCGCCUCCUCCAAAACUAUAUGGGCUGAUUUACACAGCUCCCUUGACAUGUCAGGAAGUGAGCUGAAUCAAUCCUGGCUGAGUUAGUGAGCUUGAUUGUUUUCAGUGAUUCACCAAGAAAUCACAUUCAAGAUGGCCAGGAGGGGUGGAGUGGGGUGGAAUCACCAGGAUAUGUUUUCCUGAUACAUGCAGCUUUCCCCUGAACUUGGAACUUCUUGACCUGGAAUCGUUUUAAUUCCUCUUUUAACUAUUCUAAAUGCUGUUUAACCAGCUUCUUUCAUUGCGAUUUUCCCCCCAUUGCAAUUUUACUUAUUAAAUUUAUGUCUUGCCCUUCUUCCCAAAGGAGCCCAGUGACAAAAGAUUAACAACAAACAUCUUAAAGAUAAUUUCAGUACAGAUGCAGUCCUGGGAAAGAUCUCGGCUGAAAAGUCUUGAUGAAGUUUUAAUUAUGGACGCUUUGAACUUUUUGGUGGAAUUGUUUUAUUGUGUAUUUUAAUUAUAGAUUAUACACCUGCUUGUGGGGUAGAAGAGCUGCAAAAUAAAUCUCACAUCUGGCAACCAGUGUGCCCCUUUGGUUUCAGAUAGUACAUGGGUAGAGGAGUCUAAGAAGCCUGGGACACAAAUUUUUCAUGGCCCUCUAGUGGCUAUGCUGGCUCUUUUACCAGAAGUAAUGUAUCUGGAAAUGUUUACUCAAUUCUGACCAAACUAAGCCUCCUAAUGUAUAUCAUGUUCUAGGAGGCUAAGUUUAGUCAGAAUCGAGCGAAAUAUAUUGACAUUAUUUUCAGUUCCUCCUACCCCACUAUGACAGCUUCCUAGGUUCCUAUAUACAGUCAUACAGCCACUUCAGGUUGCGUUUUUUCGGGUUGUGGACCACUGAAACCCAGAAAUACCGGAAUGGGUUACUUCCGGGUUUCAGCAGUCACACAUGCGCAGAAGCAUUAAAUCUCGCUAUGUUCAGAAGCGCCGAAUCGCAACGUGCGCAGAUGUGGGUUGCGAACACUGCGGGUUGUGAACGUGCAUCCCGCACAGAUCACGUUCACAACCUGAGCGUCCACUGUACUGUAUUGUGUUUUCUUUUUGGAUGCUACAGUUGUCAGUGGGCCCAGAAGGCAGAAUUCCCUGAACCCUGUGUUCCUGGGUUUUUAAAUCUCUUUCCUUGGAGAAAUCUAGGACUGCCCACAACUAGGGACAAUUGAAAUGUUGCUUACUUCCAGCCAAAGGGUGUGAUUUUUAAAAAGCUCCAUACCGUGUACAGCGUUCCAACUCCAUGCAAUUUUUGGCAUUUGCCUAGUCCCAUGCUUUAAUUAUUUAGCUAACUCUUCAGGGCUUUCAUCCUUGAAUUAUCUUGGAAUCUGUGGAGCAACACUUUUAAUAGAAUUUGAAUUUGGGGUUGUUGUUUUAAAAUAAAAAAUAAAAUAAAAACCCCUCCAGGAAUGGCUGGCUUGUGGCUGCUUAAAAGGAUAUUAUUUCAUAGAGGAGUUUUUUUAAAAAAAGAAAAAUAUAUAUUUUGUGCAUCUUAAACUGAGUUCGUGCUUCAGCAAAUGUAAUUAUGAUAAUCUAGCUUUUGCAAUAAUCUCUGAAGAAGAUAAGAUGCAUAUCCAUUUGCAGCAACUCAGCUGAGCGAAAUCUUUUCACUAUUUCAAGAUUAGUGACUGGUCUCAGCAGUUUGCCUAAUUUAAAGGCAAUAAAUAAGAACCCAUGAACUUUUGGAAGAAAGUGCCUUGGUUUGGCGAGGUUUGUAUUGAAAAGAUUUAGAAAUUGGAUAUAGGGAUAAUAAGUGGAUAAAAAGUCACUUGUUCGCUGUUAACAGGGCUUUUGAGUCAUUGGUUUGUGAAUGCUAGUGAUCCCAGCAUUUUGUUUUGCCAUGUGAAUUAUGACUUAAGGCAAUCUGAAUGCCUUUGGUAUUCAGCUUAUUUUACUACAUACUUACGAUAGAUAUAAAGGGACGCGGGUGGCGCAGUGGGUAAAACCUCAGUGCCUAGGACUUGCUUAUCGUAAGGUCAGCGGUUCGAAUCCCCGCGGCGGGGUGAGCUCCCGUCGUUUGGUCCCAGCUCCUGCCCACCUAGCAGUUCGAAAGCACCCCUAAGUGCAAGUAGAUAAAUAGGUACUGCUUUAUAGCGGGAAGGUAAAUGGCGUUUCUGUGUGCUGCGCUGGUGCUGGCUCGCCAGUUGCAGCUUUGUCACGCUGGCCACGUGACCCGGAAGUGUCUUCAGAGCGAGAUGAGCGCGCAACCCUAGAGUCGGUCACGACUGGCCCGUACGGGCAGGGGUACCUUUACCUUUACCUUUAUGAUAGAUAUAAAGAGAUUUCAUAGCUGGGGUUUUUUGUUUUGUUUUGCUUUAUACUAGCCUCCUUGUUAUGUUUCAACUGUAUCAAAAGUGACUUUAGUGCAUUCUCAGUCGGUUUUCGGUUCGGUAUUGGAUCACUGCAUUAGGUCGAUACAGAGGUGCUGUGAAAUUAACACUGUAGGCCCAAACUGGAAUUAGAAUUACAUUCUGUGCCUCCGCAUUUCUAGAGUUGUUGAAUUGCCUCCAGCGAUGACUUCCUGUUGGGUUUUGGUUUCUGUGCUUUUACUAGCUCUCAAUUAAAUCCUCUUGAUUUCUCGUGUAUAUUUUGGGGCUAUUGUGGGCAUAUUAGCACAGUAGUACAGAGAUGAUGUACCUGGGCAUCCGUAAGAGAGUUCUUAACACUCUUUGCACCCUGGCACUCCCUGGGGGUCAAUACGAAGACUGAUUCAACUGGGAUCUGUAUCACUAGGAUUAAAUUCAGCCUUGAAUAGCCAAAUGGAUGGUUAGCUGCCGGCACCUGCUGAAUAUGGAAAAGUAGGACUCUGCUGUCUCUUGUGUAAAGGUCCAAGGCACAGACGUGGAAUGACAGAUACUAUAGGUCAGGUAUGGGGAGAUAGUUAUCUCUCCCACCCCUCAUGGGCCAAGCUUGAAAAGUGGGCAGAGCUGCCUACCUAUCAGUCACAGUGACAUACCCUAGAGCAGGCAUAUCCAGCUCCCAAGAGACUGUGAUCUACUCCCAAUAUAAAAAAAAUGGCAGUGAUCUACCCAUUGUCAUUGGAGGGAGGAGGAGCGUGCAUGGAGUGGGUGGAUUGCUCAGAGUUGUUGACCUUUUUUGGGGAGGAUUGCACAGCACAGUUUUUUUAGCUCCCCCCCCAAUAACUUUCUGUACACAAUAAGGACCCCGUGAUCUACCAGGAUCAGCUGGGGAUCUCCCGGUAGAUCACAAUCUACUGGUUGGACAUCCCUGUCCUAGAGGUCCAAGAUUUGGAGAGCAAAUGGCAGUUAACAUGCCCACUCUGUAAUUCUUGCCUUUGGUUGACUGCUUCCAGACAUGCCGCUAUCCAUGAACAGGAAGCUAGCCCGUUCACAAGCUGGGUGUUGGUGCAUGCAGCUCAUAGCUGUCAACUUUUCCCUUUUCUUGCGAGGAAUCCUAUUCGGAAUAAGAGAAUUUCCCUUUAAAAAAGGGAAACGUUGACAGCUAUGAUGCAGCUUGAGUAGUCCUUGCUUUGCUCUCCCUUCCUAGAAGGGAAGCCAAGAACAGACCUUGGUUUCCAAUCAUGGUUUGCCUUGAGAAGAGCAAACUACAAACACUGGUUUGCACAUAACACUGUGGUUUGUUUCCCCUUUAUAAGAAAGGAGCAAAGGGCAAGGUGCUUGAGCUGUGUGCAUAACCAUCGUUUAUGGCCAGCGUUACGUGUGAAUGAAGCCACUGGCGACUUGGGCUGCUGGUUCUGAAACACAGUUUUGGAGGUACAUGGAAGACUUUCCUGGGAAUUUCCACCCUGUAGGCUAUCAUGUUUUUAUAUCCCACUAUAAUUUUUUGGCUAUCCAUCAAGAAGGAGCAGCAAGGGGAAGAUUUGGUACUUCUGUGAAACUCUUUCCACCCCUUUUUCUUGUAGGCAGAAAGCCUGACCCUCUGUGAAAGAAUUCCUGACUGUUCUUGAAGAUGUAUGUCUAUUCAGUCAUGUUUCCUUCUGUGUUCAGAACUGAAAAUCGAAUGCAUUUUUUUAUAUUAAGUGUUGCCCGUCAUUAUUUGUUUUUUUCCCCCUGAUCAAGAGUUUUCCUUUUGAAUUUUUCUCUUGCACGAGUUGCCAUUUAUCUGUAGACCUGCGGGUGUGUCCCCUCUGUUAAAAUUCACUUUCCCCCCUAGCCCUGGGGAGGGUCUCUGCUUUGAGACUAUCCACCUGCAAAGUGAGUGGGGAGGGGGAGAGAAGCAGUUUCCCCAGUAAAUAGCAAAUCCCCCCCCCCAAUCUACAACAUUCUAACUUUAUAUUACCUGGAUAUUAAACUGAUUCCCACAUAUUACCAGAUUCAGAAUUGUUUAUUUGUGUCUCAUCACCAGACCAUCACAAAGCUAGAACUAAACAAAAGGGUGCUUCGUAUCUGUAAUGAAAUUAACAAAAUGUAGAAUGAAUAAUAAUUUCACAAACCUAAGUAAGAUUGUAUAAAACUGUCAACACACCUAAAAUAUUGAAUCUUCCUAGCAAAGAGGCAGCAUUAAAUCAGUGUGUAUGGUGCUGGGCAGAUAAAGCUUUUUUUAGCGUUAAGAAGAUAGGCUCUUCAUGUUCCACUAGAACUUUAAUGAUGCCAUAUAUGCUCUAAACUCGGUGGAAAAUGUGAAUGGAAUGUUUUGAUGGAACUCCAUAACAUUUUCUUGACGCUCUGUGCCUGUUCUCUUCCAUGCUACAUCCAGUACUGCUAUGAUAACUGAGAUACUGAUCUUUUGUGGAUGAAAUGCCCUGGAGUUUUGGUAAAUAACUAGCACUGACAUACUUUGCUCGCCUCUUAUCCCUGUUAUUGAAUUUAUAUACCACCCUAUACCCGGAGGUCUCAGGGCAGUUCACAUAAAAAUAUCACAGUAUAUAAAAUAAAAAUAAAAGCAAUAACCCAAUAAUACCGCCCCCCAAAAGAGCCACAUUUUAAAAGGGUAUGGGAUGUUGAUCAGGUCAACCAAAGGCCUGAUUAAAAAGGAAAGUUUUUGCCUGGUGCCUAAAGGUGUGUAAUGAAGGCGCCAGGCGGACUUCCCUGAGGAGAGCAUUCCACAGACAGGGAGCCACUGCAGAGAAGGCCCCGUUCUCAUGUUGCCGCCCUCCGGACCUCUCAAGGAGGUGGCACACGAAGGAGGGCCUCAGAAGAUGAUCUCAGGGUCUGGGUAGCUUCAUAUGGAAAGAGGCAGUCCUUGAGAAGAAAGGUUUCCCUUGCAAUUUGCUUAAAAAGCAAAAUUGUUCCCUUACUUGCAAGUCCUCAAAGUAAUUAGAAAUCCUUCAGAAAGUUUGUGUAAGUUUCUUGGCAGAACGAAACAACUUUAGUGGGCUUCAUUUUCCACCGGUGUGGGUAUUUUUUGCAUGUUAAAAAUCACAGUACUGAUAGGAAACAUUUCUGUUCAUUUUGUAGAUUUGCUUCUAAGCCAUUAACGUGACCAUGGGAGAUAUGAAGACCCCGGACUUUGACGACCUCCUUGCGGCAUUUGACAUCCCAGAUAUGGUUGACCCUAAAGCUGCUAUUGAGUCAGGACACGAUGACCACGAAAGCCACAUCAAGCAGAAUGUGCAUGCUGAUGACGAUUCUCACGCACCGUCGUCGUCCGAUGUUGGCGUCAGCGUCAUUGUGAAAAACGUGCGGACGAUUGAUUCCUCUGAAGGAGCGGAGAAGGAGGGUCACCCCUCUACAGGCAAUGGCUUGCAUAACGGGUUUUUAACUGUUUCGACUCUAGAUGGUUACAAUAAAGAAGACUGCAAAUCUCACAAAGACGAGGGCUCUGUUUCUGAGACAACACUGAAAGAGUCUACCUUCAACCAAUUUAGCCCUAUCUCAAGUGCUGAAGAAUUCGACGACGAUGAAAAAAUUGAGGUGGAUGACCCCCCUGAUAAGGAAGAGAUGCGUGGGAGCUUCAGAGCAAACGUACUGACGGGGUCCGUCUCCCAGCAGGAUUAUGAGAAAUUAAAGGUACUUGGAGGGGAAAACCUGAUGAAACCUGGAAUUGCAGGUUCCGGUAAUGCCGAUAAAAAUAAACUUGUUAAAAGAGACUCAGAAACAAACUCUACGCCUUUGGGUAUGUACGAACCCUUUAAAGCGAGAAAAACAGAUGAUAAGCUACACAAAGAAAAUCCCGAAAAGGUACAUGAAAACCGGGUACUUGAUGGGAAAAUAGGCACCGAGAAAGCGGAAGCAAACCUCACCAGUGUUUCACAGUCGAAAGCAAAGUCAUCAGCAAAACUCUCCUCGUGUAUUGCUGCCAUCGCGGCACUUAGUGCUAAAAAAGCAGCAACAGACCCUGUUAAAGACCCACCGUGCACUUCAAGAGAGCCGUCUCCCUUGCCAAAAGAUAUGAAUGAAAGCCCUAGGGCCAUUGACAAAUCACCUGAAUCUCAGAGUCUCAUUGACUGUGCUAAGAAACCCUCCGUUAAGCAACCUGACAGUCCCCGGAGCGUAUCGAGCGAAAACAGCAGCAAAGGGUCUCCGCCGUCGCCCGCAGGCUCGACACCAGCAAUCCCGAAAGUCCGCAUCAAAACCAUCAAGACGUCGUCUGGCGAAAUCAAGAGGACGGUUACGAGAGUGUUGCCGGAAGUUGAUUUGGACGGUGGCCGCAAAGCAGAACAAACCGCUUCCAUGGUGGCGUCCAUGACUUCUCUGCUCUCCUCCCCAACUUCCGCCGCAGUCCUUUCUUCUCCCCCUCGGGCACCCCUUCAGUCGACGGUCGUCACCAACGCCGUUGCGUCCGCAGAACUCGCCCCGAAGCAGGUCACCAUUAAACCCGUGGCUACAGCUUUCCUUCCAGUGUCGGCUGUUAAGACAGCAGGAUCCCAAGUUAUCAACCUGAAGCUCGCGAACAACACGACGGUGAAAGCCACCGUGAUAUCUGCUGCUUCGGUACAGAGUGCCAGCAGUGCCAUUAUCAAAGCUGCCAACGCCAUACAGCAGCAGACUGUGGUGGUGCCAGCGUCCAGCCUUGCCAGCGCCAAACUCGUGCCAAAGACAGUCCAUCUUGCCAACCUUAACCUACUGCCUCAAAGCGCUCAGGCCACCUCUGAACUCCGCCAGGUGCUCACCAAACCUCAGCAGCAGAUCAAGCAGGCAAUAAUCUCUGCGGCGGCUUCGCAGCCUUCGAAGAAGGUGUCCCGAGUCCAGGUGGUGUCGUCUUUGCAGAGCUCCGUGGUCGAGGCUUUCAACAAGGUGCUCAGCAGUGUUAACCCCGUCCCUGUUUACAUCCCGAACCUCAGCCCCCCCGCCAACGCGGGCAUCGCUUUGCCCCCGCGUGGCUACAAGUGUUUGGAGUGCGGAGACUCCUUCGCCCUGGAAAGGAGCCUGACGCAGCACUACGACCGGAGGAGCGUGCGGAUCGAGGUCACCUGCAACCACUGCACAAAGAACCUUGUUUUCUACAACAAGUGCAGCCUCCUCUCCCACGCCCGCGGGCAUAAGGAGAAAGGGGUGGUGAUGCAGUGCUCCCACUUGAUUCUGAAACCCGUCCCGGCGGAUCAAAUGAUAGCUUCUCCGACGAGCAAUAGUGCUGUCGCCUCGUCCGUCCUUCAGAGUUCCAUCGGGAUGGGCGCCCAUACUGUUGCCAAGAUACAGUCCAACAUCACCGGAGCAGUCAUCUCGGCUCCUGCAAGCACGACUGUCCCUCCAGCCAUGCCCCUGGACGAAGACUCGCCAAAGCUGUGCAGGCAUAGCUUGAAGUGUCUGGAGUGCAACGAAGUUUUCCAGGACGAGACGUCUCUAGCAACGCACUUCCAGCAGGCUGCAGACUCAAGCGGACAAGUACAGUAUCUUAUAUUUAAAUUCCAAUGUUCCUGGUACUAUGCAAAGGAGAUUGAGAUGUGCUUCCUCCCCCUCCCCUUUAUAAAUGUGUGUUUUCCUUGGCAUCCUUUUUUUGGGUCAUAACUUUUAUUUUUUAAGUGGCAAAAGAUUGAGAAAAGUAAAUUUAAAGUGGGCUGGGAGGGAAGCAAAAAACGGCUUUUUGAGAAGAAAAGUGCUCAUAGGAAUUCCUAAGUAGUCCUUAAGCUACUUAAACAUAAUAACGAGGCAAAGUAUUUCAACUGUUAAGUGUUCCAUAGCCUGGCGCCUUCAGAAGUUGUUGGACUUCAGAAGUUGUUCAGCUCCAGCCAGCAUAGCCUGUGGUGGGAUAGGAGUUAUAGUUCAAAUUUGGAAGGUACCAAGUUGCGGGAGACUGCUAUGAAACAGUUUUCUGCAUGCUGGUGGAGAGAUUCAAAUUUCAAGGGUUCCGGUUAAAUGCUCAGCUGUGAAGGAGGCCAUUGAGGUUACUGGUGUGUUACUUUUCUGGGGUCUGGAAGCAGCAUGGUUCCUGAUAGAGAACUUUUAGUCCAUAUGUCUUCCUGCAUGUAGCACUCUCAUACAGACUUUGUUUUUCUAGUGGUGAGUGUGCACAUGCACGAACAUGCGCACACACAUGUUCUGUAUCUAUCCUGAUCUGCUCCAGAAAUAAUCUGGAGGCAUCUAGAAAAGACUCCGGAUUGUGUUGGGUUUCAUCAGUCCCCGUCCCCCCCCCCCCGUAAUCAACUUAAUUUGCAUUUUCCAAAAUGGUAUCAGAAACAAAACACAGUUAUCCAAGUUUUGCAUUUUGCUUCUUCGGCCAAGUUAUGUAUACAAAAAAUGCAUAAACUAGGCUAAAAUGUGCCUAAGAUGUGCAGAUAGAUAGAUAGAUAGAUAGAUAGAUAGAUAGAUAGAUAGAUAAUGAUGAUAGAUAGAUAGAUAGAUAGAUAGAUAGAUAGAUAGAUAGAUAGAUAGAUAGAUGAUGGAUAGAUGGAACCUAUAAAAUGCAUUAUAUUUGCAAAUUGCUUUGCAAAAAUCAUGUGUCACAUAGAAUUGUAUACAGAAAUGUGGCUAUUAAGUGGAAUUCACACUAAGAUGCUGGACAUAUGUGUGUAUAUAUGUGUGCAUAUAUACACACAGAGAGAGACAGACAUUUUGCAAACUGAUGUGGAGAAAUUGCAAUUAGGACUGGGAAAGUGAAAUUGAAAGGUUCAUGGUCAUCCUUAUGUGAAAUUGAAAGGUUCAUGUAAAAUGGAUUUUGUUGAAUUGCUACCCUUUUAAUAAUUUGCCAGUUGACAGACACAAUCUUUGCUUUGUUCCCCGCCCGCCACCCCCACCCCCCGUAGUUAAAUUUCCUGCAUGAAAUUUUCUUACCAUAUUGGGCGCUUGCCUUCUGAGCUUUGUUAAUGUGUGAAGUCCAUGGAAAGACAUGCCCACCAUGGUUUGCAAGCCUGUGUCAAAAAUACUGGUGAAAAGUGGUGAUUAAUAGGUCUCAUUUUCUGCUCCAUGGUAGCCUGUGUGCUUAACACUGCUUUUCAUAUACAGUCAAACCUCAGUUCCACUCAGUGGAAGCUGCGUUAGACGUUCGGCUUCCGAAAAAUCUUCUAAAAAACCGGAGCAUUUACUUCCGGUUUUUCUGCAUUUGGGAGCCGAAACAUUCCAAAAUGGAGCCGUUUGGGAGCCAAGGUUUGAUUGUACUUACUGGCUGCUAAAGAUUUAUCGUUCUUCCCCGGUGGCGGUCUGUGUAUUUUACUGUAGCUGCAAAGAUACAUAGCGUAGUAUCAAAGUAAAGCACAGGCAUGGUCUGUCCCCAAAAAUAUAGUUUUGCAAAAAAAAUGAAAGGUUGGGAAGUUUUUUAAAAAGAACCAAUCGAGCUAAAACAGGCCAGCUAUUACGUAUUAAUAUUUAAGUCCUUCGUAAGCAUUGGUCGAGCUGUGAUGCCAUGGAAUUUUGACAAACAUUUUAACUGCUCAUGUAAAAUUUAGAAGAAAGAAGCCUCGGGACAGAAAAGGCUGUAUACUGUUGGAUAGAAGGGGUGCAGAGAGUUUAGAUGUGUGAGCCAGCAUGAACUUCUGGUGUCCUGUUUCUGCUCAUGAGUAUUCGCUCCCCUUUCUGGUGUGGGGCGAAAUGAAAUGAAAUUCUCUUAGGGAUAGUUCCUCAGGAUUCCCUCUUGUGCUGUUGGGUGUGGAGAGGCGAAGAGAGCUGCUUUCAGGACAAGCUGAAUAGGAUGAACCUGCCUGCACAUUUUUCGCAGUAUAACAUGGUUAUCUGCAGAGUGGAGCAGCCCAUUGCUUGGGCAGCCAUGCCAAACUCUGCACAUAUGAUCCUUUAGGGCUGAUUCCACUCUUAAGGUACACGUCUGUGACAGAUAUUACAGCCAAUAAGACCUUGCUGGCACCCUCUGUCAAAACGGUUAAAAAGCUUCCAAAUCUUGCCAUUUCUUCUAGUGUCCUUUAUAAAACAACACAGUUCCUCUCAAUAUGUGUGCAGCUUGACCUGACGUUUAUCCCCCAACCCUAUAGUUGUUCUGCCCUUCCUCCUCUCUCUGCGAGGGAUGGCAUCUCUAAGGAAACCUUUAGGAUCUUUGCCUAAUAAGAGAAAUGAGGAGUGAAACCUAAAGAAUGGCACCAAGACGCACACAGUUUCAGUACAGUGGUACCUCUGGAUACAAACGGGAUCCGUUCCGGAGCCCCGUUCGUAUCUAGAAGCAAACGUAACUAUCGACGGCACGUCUGCACAUGCAUGCGUCACUUUUCGCUGCUUCUGCGCAUGCGCGUGACGUCAUUUUGAGUACGCAUGUGCAAGCUGCAAAACCCGGAAGUAAUGCGCUCCGUUACUUCCGGGUUGCCGUGGAGCGCAACUCGAACACGCUCAACCCGAAGCGCAUUCAUCCCGAGGUAUGACUGUACAGUGGUACCUUGGUUGUCAAACUUGAUCCGUUCUGGGAGUGCAUUCGACUCCCGGAACCGUUUGAAAACCAAGGCGCAGCUUCCAGUUGGCUGCAGGAGCUUCCUGCAACUCAAUCGGAAGCUGCAUUGGACGUUCGGCUUCCAAAGAACAUUUGAAAACCGGAAAACCACUUCCGGGUUUUCGGCGUUUGGGAGCCGAAACGUAUGAGUACCAAGGCAUUUGAGAACCAAGGUACGACUGUACUGGUUUUGGAGCAGUGGUUUACAGCAUUGUUCUCACAAGCCCUGUUUGAGCAUUCAGAUGAAUGUGUGAAGGCUAACAUUUUGUGGUUGGGGGGUGGGGCCAUGUGCACUGGCUUCACCCCCAUGAAACCCCACCUCCCUUUCUCCUGACUGUAUCUUUCUGUGUUGCCCAUAACAGACAGAAGGGGGAAUCUCACAGUGUUUAGCUAAAUGUAGUUGAAAUCGCCCCUUGCGUCCGGGUGAUCGCUUGGAGGAUUCUGUCUGUGGCCACAUGAAUGAGUUAGAAUUUCCCUGGAGAUUUUUGUGCUCCAUGCAAAGAAAGGUUGGAAGGGGAGGGGACAGGAUGGUGUUGCAUACAGAUCUUGGAAGUGGGGAUGGCAUCUGUACCCUUGCACCUCUGCACAGUUUGAGUCCUCCUGUGUUGUUGAAGAAGGUUACUGCUCUCACCUUUCCAGGAGAUCAUAGAUUAUGCGUCAGUCAGAGAGAGGGGAUAAAUACCUCCCCUGAAAGGCUCCCUCAUGACCCAUAUUCUCCAGAAGAAGGGAUGUGCAUUCAUCCAGUAUUGUAAAAGUUUGUGGGAAAGAGUUUGUGAGUUGUACUAGCUAGAUCUGCUGCUUCUGUUUGGGUUCUGAGCUCAGGUUAUGGUGCUAGUAAUAUUUGUUCAUUUUAUUUCAUUUAAAACAUUUCUGUGCUGCCUGUCCCCUUGAGGAAGGAUACCUAUUUAAAAAGCGCACACACCAGGCAGUAUCAUAACACAGUAUAAAAUUUGGCUGCACCAGGCAGGACUAAAACCGGAAUUAGAUAUUUGCAAAAGCACAGUUAAAUAAGUAGGUUUUAAGGAGGCACUGAAAUAAAAUUGGAAAUGUCACUUACCCAAAUUAAGUGCUACAGUUAGAAAAUAACUUGAUCCCAAACUUAUGGACAUAGAAAACUGCCUGGGAUUUUUAGUCUGUGAUUAGCAAAUACCUGAUUGAUGAACAACUGGGACAGUGCCUUCUUCGUGGUGGUGCUACAGUUGUGGAAGUCUGCCCGCUCAUAGAUCCUGCAAGCCUUCCUUCUGUCCCAUUUUUAUAUGGCGCUUGAACACAUUUUUAUUCCAGAAGUCGUUUUGUGAUGGACUCUGGAUGUUUUCGUUGGGCUUUGCUUUCUUCCUUUUCAUGCCACCUUUCCAUCAAGAAGCAUUCCCAGGGCAGGUUACAUCAUUCACGUAAAAUAUACACCCUUCUGAAUACCAGAGCCCCUUCUGCACCACCAAAAUCCUGGAAGAAGAGGUGGCAAUGAAGGCUGAGCAAUGCCAGGGCCAGCUCUGCUUCUGAAGGGAGUUAUCUCCACAACUGGUGGCAGUGCUGGGUUUUGCAGCCGAGAGUAUUUCAGUACUUCAUUCAUUUUUUAUUUUGCAUUUUAUUGUUACAUCUCCAAAACUGCUUGGGACGUGGGUGGCGCUGUGGGUUAAACCACAGAGCCUAGGACUUGCCAAUCAGAAAGUCAGCGGUUCGAAUCCCCACGACGGGGUGAGCUUCCGUUGCUCGGUCCCUGCUCCUGCCAACCUAGCAGUUUGAAAGCACGUCAAAGUGCAAGUAGAUAAAUAGGUACCGCUCCAGCGGGAAGGUAAACGGCGUUUCCGUGCGCUGCUCUGGUUCGCCAGAAGCGGCUUAGUCAUGCUGGCCACAUGACCCGGAAGCUGUACGCCGGCUCCCUUGGCCAAUAAAGCAAGAUGAGUGCCGCAACCCCAGAGUCGGUCACGACUGGACCUAAUGGUCAGGGGUCCCUUUACCUUUACCUCCAAAACUGCUUAUGUUAAAAUGAAAAUGUAUGGUAUUCAACUGACUUUCGUGCUACUGCAAGGGUUAACACUAGCACAAACAGACACACACUUACUCCAGGUGUCACACGCUGUCCCCAGAUCUGUUCUAGAGGGGUGGGGGAACCCUGAGAACAGAUUUAGAGGGUACACAGGGGAAGGACAGAGUAAUUCCGUUGUGCAAAGAGAAAUCCUUGUGCCAACAGAAUCUGAGACUUAGCGCACAGUGAGAUUGGAAAAGCAGAACAUAAACAACUUAAAUGAAUAGAUAGAUCUUUUAUUUCUCUAGGUCAUGAAUCAUGAAUGAAAUUUAUUAUGGUCAGAGACCAGCUUGAGAAACACAACUGGAACUACAAUCUCAAAAGCAAAACAGACAUUUAAAACUAUGUACAACAAUGGAUUUUAAGUUUAAAAGUGUGAUAGGCAUAUAAACACAUAAAAACUUUAAAAUAGACUACCUCAGAGAAAUGACCCAAAGUUGCCCGUUGAUCCGGGUUUGGGAAUUUUCUUAACAAACUAGAUUGAAUCGGGGGAUGGUCUGCGCCUACAGAUCUGUGCCAUAGCUGUCAAGCGUCCCUUAUUUGGCGGGACAGUCCCUUAUCCCAGCGCCAUGCCCCGCUGCUGUCCCUUAUUGAUGAUAUCCCUUAAAUAAGCUACUGAAGGUAAUGGGGCCCUUUCUAUGUCCAGCUGUCCUUUGUCAACAACAAAUUGUUGCUGUUUUUUUGUGCUGAAUAUAUGCUAUAUGGUAAUUUAUGGACCUAAUAAGUAUCUAAAGCCAUUUGCAUGCAACAAAAUAUGUAUUUUAUCAAAGUAAUUGUUGAUCCCUUAUUUUGGCUGCUGAUCCCUUAUUUUCAAAUCUGUAAGUUGACAGCUAUGAUCUGUGCGCAGAAUCUGGCGACGAUCCGGGUCGUCUUGUGGUCUUUGCCUAACAGGAGAAGAUCAAAUUUUUGUUUUACCGGGAGGUCGGCAAGCCUCGCCAGCAGGGGGUCAAUGGUUUCUCUACGUGCCUCAUCGUAAAAGCGACAUCUGAAAAAUAUGUGUUCAGGGCUUCCUAUAUCGCCCUAUUUCUCUAGGUCAAAGAGCAAUAACAUUUUACAUGAAAUACAUAACAACAACAAAAAGUUCAUUCAAAAACAAGAUAAUGUAUGUCAUAGAAUCCUAGAGUUGGAAGGGACCAUGAGGAUUUUCUAGUCUGCAACGCAGGAAUCUUUGGCUUGAACCCAUAACCAAGAGAUUAAGAGUCUCAUUCUCUACCAACUGAGCUAUGUAGCCAAACAGUCUUCAGGAGAAUGAUGUAGCUAAAACCACUGAUGAACAAGCAUAGCCAAUUAACAUGGCUGUGCUUCAGAUGGUGAAGCAAUUUGUCCAGUUAACUGCAGUUAACGAACCAGACUCUGGCAUGGUAACUAGAUCUGUAGCUCAUCAGUGAGAAAUCCAUAUUCUACAUCAUGUUUACUCAUACAGUUACAGAGAGGGAGGUUCUAGUAAACAGCCUUUGCCUCAUCUCCUGAGCCAAGAUAUAUCUACAUAUGAGUAGGGGUGGGAGAGAAAUAUGAUUCAUUUCACAUUUAAAAGCAAAGUUACCUAAUUUGCACUUCUGAAACCAAUAAAAUAACUGGAAUGCUGCUAUCCUUUGAAAUCUACACUAACCAAAUUUUGCUCUGCACUUCUCCAGCCAAGUAAUGUUUCGAUAGAUGUGUAUACUGGGGUUAAUUGUGCAUGCAAAUGUCUAUAUUAGUGAAAAUAACAUACAAAAGUGAAUUAUAUUAGGGAAAAUUUAUCUGCAAAAAAAUGUAUAUUAGGCAAAAUUCACACCAAAAUGUCAAUGAAUUAAAACAAACAAAUACAUUGCAAACUGAUAUGGGUAUGCAGAGAUCUGAAAUUGAGAUUGGAAAAACGAUAAACAGAGGGAAACCAAAAUUCGUAGAUUUCACCCAUCCCUGUGCAUAAGGCAGAUUCAUUUGUGUGUGUUUUCAAAAGUGGUUUGUUCAUUAUCCAGAGCUCAUGUUGCUCGGGAUUUUUAGUCAUAUCAUUCUCUUGUGGAUUGUUUGGAUCCAUGUACAGUAUAUUACUCUUUCUCUUUUUUUUGGACUAUUGGGACAGUGUGUGUGUGUUGUUAUAUCUGCAUUGCAUUAGUUUUGGUUUAUGGGGCAACCUGUGAUUCUAGAUAUACUGUUGACAAUAAACAUCAGCUGCUUUCUGGAAUUGACUGCAUACUUUAUUUAGGGUUUACUCUUGGGGUUUGGGGGCUCAAGAAUUUGGGCUGCCUUUUUGUGCCUUUCUGUUGCCCGAUUCCCAAGUCUGAAGAGCGGUUUGCUUUGGGAGCAGAAAGGCUAAGAGAAAAUGUGUAUGUUUCUGUCCUGAAUAUACUUUUGACAUCUUGCUUUCUAAAGUAGAAGAAUCUACCCCAGCUGGAAAAAAAGUCUUCCCCAACCCUUUCCUGGCUCUGUUGCAAACUGUGAUCAAAGCAAGAGUUGGUCCCUACAGUGAGUAUCUAGGCAUUUACAAAGCUGGCUAGCUAGCUGCUCCUGUUUAGAAUGGAAAUUUACCAGGGGAUUAAGAGGCUGUGGAAGAUGAGGUCUCUGCAGUGGAGCUGGAUUAUUAUUUGAACUUCUUAAAUGAGCCAGCAUGUGAGAUGUUGUUGUUUAGUCGUUUAGUCGUGUCCGACUCUUCGUGACCCCAUGGACCAGAGCACGCCAGGCACUCCUGUCUUCCACUGCCUCCCGCAGUUUGGUCAAAUUCAUGCUGGUAGCUUCGAGAACACUGUCCAACCAUCUGGUCCUCUGUCGUCCCUUUCUCCUUGUGCCCUCCAUCUUUCCCAACAUCAGGGUCUUUUCCAGGGAGUCUUCUCUUCUCAUGAGGUGGCCAAAGUAUUGGAGUCUCAGCUUCAGGAUCUGUCCUUCCAGUGAGCACUCAGGGCUGAUUUCCUUCAGAAUGGAUAGGUUUGAUCUUCUUGCAGUCCAUGGGACUCUCAAGAGUCUCCUCCAGCACCAUAAUUCAAAAGCAUCAAUUCUUCGGCGAUCAGCCUUCUUUAUGGUCCAGCUCUCACUUCCAUACAUCACUACUGGGAAAACCAUGGCUUUAACUAUACGGAUCUUUGUUGGCAAGGUGAUGUCUCUGCUUUUUAAUGUGAGCAUGUGAGAUAGCGGAGCCUUUUUGCAAGCCGUUCACCACCAGUAGACAGUAAACUAGCCUCCGUUUUUCUUUCUAGAAAUCCUAUGUAAUAAUAGUUGCUAAUCUUAAUAAAAUCUAGAAAGCCAAAUCAGAGCAAGGGCCAUGCUUCCUGCCAUCACUCUGAAUGUACGAACACUUACAAUUUUUGAGGAAGGGGAGAGCAGCCAAAUGAACAAAGCAGCGUGAAUGGGUUGCAGGAGUGAAGUUUAUUUGUGAAAGUAAUAUUUACCACCCUUUGGGGCUUAUGUCUUAUAUAUUGGUAGCAUUUAAAAUCAAGCAAUACCACUUUUGGAAAUAUAGAAUUCGUCAUAAAUUGUGUAAUGCUUUUUUGUAAGCUCAAAAUGUUAAUAUUACUUCUGGUUUACUUUUCUUAUUUGUUUGUUGGUUUUUAUUCAUUGAUAUGAAAGCAGAACCACUAACACACACAAUUAUAUUUUAAAUGUAAAAUUGAGCAAAGAAACAUUUCUGGGGGGAAAGAGAAUUUACAGAUCUUUAGUGCAUGUUCAGCUUUAGGGUGGGAAAAGCAAGAGGAGAAAUAAAAUAUUGGCUCAGAUCCCAGCAAAAGAACUGGGUGGCUUCAGUUGCUGACGCGCACCCCCAUUCCCAGCAAAAGGCACAUCUGGCCAAAUCGGUGUAAUGUAGAUCAGGAUGUGCAUAUAUAGAUUCAAAUUGUUCCUGGCAGAGCACACUCUUAAAUCUGAGCUUGUACACAUCUUGUGUGAUUUAUGAAUUGGUUAUAAUUUCAAACAAGCUAGAAAUCGCUUUUUUUUAAAAUAAAAAAAUAGCUAGCUUCUGUGGCAAAUUGUACUUGUGGAGCUGAGUGAAAUUCCUUCCAGGUUGCUAGGUUACCCAUGGAUUAACUGCAGAACUUCAUUUAUCUCUUCUUUCCAAACUGAAAAGCCCAAGCACACGCAAAACGCUAACAUUCUGGUUUGCACCUACUUUAGGCCUCAGGUGGGGCAGGGCUUGUAUUGUUGAAUACUCCCUCAAUCCCUGCAUGUAAUAAUGAACUAGAAUACCUGAGAGAAAUGUGUGGCGCACGUCUCUGCAAAUGUUAGUUCGUUGCUUAUAAGGCAUAUUCCCCCCCCCCCAGUUGAUAGUGCCUUCCAAAAUUUGACCCCUGAAGGUCUGAAGUGAUUCAGUCCAGAACUGCAGAACCUCAUAAUGGCGAACUCAGGUGGUUAAGUGCCGACAGGAUUGGAGGCCACUGGGGAACAAGAGAGGAAGGUUGCAGCGUUGUAAUGGGAUUCCUGAGGUUUGCAGGUAUAUAAAUUUUGGUGGACAUCCCCCCUCAACCUUCCAGUGAAGACUGAGCAUGCUCAGUAGUUGCAGAAUGUCGGAUAUCAGUUGGAAGGAGUGCUUCUGUUAGAGGGAGGAUAUACUGCAACAUUUUGCUGCUGUUCCUCUUACAUGUUCUAUGUACAGUGGUACCUCUGGUUGCGAACAGGAUCUGUUCCGGAGCUCCGUUCGCAAUCUGAGCAGAACACAACCCACGUGUGCGUGGGUCGCAAUUUGCCGCUUCUGCGCAUGCGCGUGACCUCAUUUUUAGCGUCUGCACAUGUGCGAGCGGCGAAACCCAGAAGUACCGUAUUUUUCGCUCCAUAAGGCGCACCGGACCAUAAGGCGCACCUAGUUUUUAGGGGGGGAAAUCAGCUUCUGGGGCUGUCAGGGGAAGCCCAGGUCCCCCCCCCCCAGCCCCAAAGAGCAAAGAAGCCAAGACAGCACCAAAGAGCAAAGAAGCUCUUUGGCUUGGUUUUUAGCUGCGUGGCUGGGGCGGGGGAAGCCCGAGCUUCCCCCGACCUCAGUCCGCAGAACAGGUUGGGGAGCGGUGGCAAGGUUGCGUGCAGCCUUGCCUCCGCUCCCGGAGCUUGCGGGGCUGGCAGGGGAAGCCUGGGUACCCCCCCCCAGCCCCCGGGACCACACAUUCACUCCAUAAGACGCACAGGCAUUUCCCCUGAGUUUUUAAAAGGGAAAAAGUGCGUCUUAUGGAGCGAAAAAUACAGUAACCCUUUCCUGUACUUCUGGGUCACUGUGGGACGCAACCUGAAAAGAUUUAACCCGAAGCAUCUUUAAUCUGAGGCAUGACUGUACUGGGUUUUUGGCACUACAAUGCUAUGUGCAUUGACUCAGAAGAAAGCCCCAUUGUGUCUUGUGGGUCUUACUAAAGAGUAAGGCUGCACCAGCAACAUACAUUUAAACCAGUAUCGUGCUACUCCAAGCAGUCAUGGCGGGGUGAUUUAGCAACCAGUAUUCCAGGGAGCUCUGGGAAUUAUAGCUUUGUGUGGGGAAAGGGGGGUCUCUUCCAGCCAAUCUCAAAGCCCAUAAAAAACAACACCCAGGAAAUCCGUGCCUAUUCAAAGUGGUAUCUUAACUGCUGUGUUGAUGGGACCUACGCAUGAUUAGGAUUAUAUUCCAAAGAGGCGAGUCUGAUACUGAGGGCUAGUGGGGAGGGGCAGAUAAAAGACUAGACAGUGCUGCAAAUUUUCUCUUGCCAAAAAUUAAAAUAGCUGUAUUUAUUUAUUUAUUUAUUUAUUUAUUUAUUUAUUUAUUUUUAGAAAAGGCAGCAAGGGUCAACAUUACAUUCAUUGCUGCUGUACUCUCUUGUUCUGUUUUCUAUACUGCUCUUUCCUCCAAGGUUCUUAGAGUUGGUAUGGACAUAGGAUGUUGAUGCAGUAGUGGCGCUGUGCUAGAGCCUCUUGGGCUUGCAGAUCAGAAGGUUGGCGGUUCGAAUCCGCACAACAGGGUGAGCUCCUGGUUGCUGUCCCAGCUCCUUCCCACAUAGCAGUUCGAAAGCAUGUCAGUGCAAGUAGAUAAAUAGGUACCGCUCUAGCGGGAAGAUAAACGGCAUUUCUGUGCACUCUGGUUUCCGUCACGGUGUUCCGUUGUGCCAGGAGCGGUUUAGUCAUGCUGGCCACAUGACCUGGAAAGCUGUCUGUGGACAAAUGCUGGCUCCCUCGGUCUGAAAGCGAGAUGAGCGCUGCAACCCCAUUGUCGCCUUUGACUGGACUUAACCAUCCAGGUGACCUUUACCUUUUUACCUGUUGAUGCAGUCUCCCAUCCCCAGGGAAUAACCGGACUCAAAGCUUGGGGAGAUGGAACUGACCAAUGGGGUUUGUGAGGGUUCACGAGCUGGACCAGACAGAACUGAAUUCAAAACCCUGUCCAGCUUCCUGGCUUCCUGGCUGAUCCUGAGCCAAUUGCUGUCUCUCAGGUUAACCAAUAUUGUUGUAUGGAUGCAAAACACCACCCAGAGCUCUGGAAGAAGAGCAGUACAAAAACGAAAUCAGCAUAGCCAGAAGAUGCCUGGUGUAGAUUUGUUGUGGAUGCCAUGACACCCCCACCAGUCUUUGCAGCCCAUCCGUAGACCUCAUUUGCUACAGCUGUGGAUCAGGGUUUGGAAAUGACAAUGAGUUAUGAAAAACAGCUCAUUCCUGUUGGGUUUUUCACCUUCCCUAAAGUUUUCUAUUUCUUCUUGAAUAAAAAGGGAGCCUCCCCCUCCCCCGACUUGCCCCAUGCCUUUCAAUACAGUUGGUAAAGCACAUGAUGUUUCAUUUACAACUCAAGCAAAAGAAGGCAAGGUUCCUCCUUCAUGGAGUUUAACCCUUCAGGGUUGCAUCUAACAGUGACUGCACAAGGAAGUGGAAUGAUUUCUGCUUGUGCAACAUAACUUUCCUCCACCUGCGCAACCCCCCCCCUCCAACGCCCCACCCCAACUUUGGUGGUUCUCCCAACUGGCCCGAACAAAUUACAGGGGCUUGGAACUAACGGAAAAGUUAGCAAAAUAUAUCGGAACUCUACACAAUCCGAAAAAGGACAACUUUUCUAAAGUUUGGCAUCCGUUUGUUGAACCCAUUAAAGUUAAGGAACAUGACUGGCAGCUGCCCUCUUCUCAUGGGUACCUUUGGAAGAACAUUCUUGGAUAACAUGCUGACGAAAGACAAUUGACUGGAAUUAUAAUGUCGUUUUUUGGAAUACUCCCUCCUUUCUCCUCACAUCCUUCCUUCCUUUUGUUUUCCUUGCUUUGAUUUCUUUUCCUUUACUCCCUUCUUUAUUGUUGUCAUUAUGCUUUUUGAUGUAUGAGAAUAUGAAAGCAAAGGAAGGGGAGGGAGGCUGGGAGAAGAGAGGGGUGAGAGGUGAAGGGACACAUCUUUGUAUGAGACAACAGUUAAGAUAUAUUUGUGAGGGGACCUUGAAUUCUUCUUUCUCUAUCGCUUUUCUUUUCUCUUUAUUUUUUUGGGGUGUAGAUUAGCAUGUCUUGUAGGGGACGCGGGUGGUGCUGUGGGUUAAACCACAGAGCCUAGGCCUUGCCGAUCAGAAGGUUGGCGGUUCGAAUCCCCACGACGGGGUGAGCUCCUGUUACUCGGUCCCUGCUCCUGCCAACCUAGCAGUUCGAAAGCAUGUCAAAGUGCAAGUAGAUAAAUAGGUACCACUCCAGCGGGAAGGUAAACGGCGUUUCCGUGAGCUGCUCUGGUUUGCCAGAAGCGGCUUAGUCAUGCUGGCCACAUGACCCGGAAGCUGUACGCCAGCUCCCUCGGCCAAUACAGCGAGAUGAGCGCCGCAACCCCAGAGUCGGCCACGACUGGACCUAAUGGUCAGGGGUCCCUUUACCUUUACCUAGCAUGUCUUGUAUUGUGAAAAAAUGUUAACAAAACUUUAUAUAGAAGAGAAAAUGCAAAGCAAAGGAAGGAGAACAUUCAUAGCUCAAGCGGAAUGACUUUGCUGGAUUCAACCCUUAGGUUCUAAUCUAAUUAGAAGAGAAGGAGAAAGAGUUGUGACAGUGAAUGUGGUUAGCAAAUGCAGUUACCUGUACUUUACAGGAUAUAAUGCACCUGUCCUUUCUUAACCUGGACCUAAGAGACAGGAAUUCAGUUUAAAGGAACAGUGGUGUAAUGGGUCCGUUUUAUUGCUUUGUUCUUAUCCCUUUUAACUGAAACACCCAUAAUGGUACUUUCUAUGAUGAGGAUGAUGAUGAUGAUGAAUCGUGACUACCUUUAUUAAAUGUUAACGUGUGCCCAGGACAAACAAUUGGCUUACCAUCUCAUUUGUUUCCGCUUUAUUGUGUAGAAGACGUGUAGUAUAUGUCAAAUGCUGCUUCCCAACCUCUGCAGCUUUGCAUCGCAUCAGAGAAUUCAUCAGCACAAAUCGCCGUACACGUGUCCCGAGUGUGGUGCAAUCUGUAGAUCGGUACAUUUCCAGACCCACGUCACAAAGAACUGCCUGCACUACACUCGAAGAGUUGGAUUUCGGUCAGUAUAAUAAAAAUACUUUUGAGACUGUGAAGUCUCAAACUACAGAGGAAACUACAGGGGAAAUGCCAAAACUACAGGGGAAAUGGCAUAUUGUUAGUGCCACAUAAUUAUUCUAGUACAUUUUUUAAAAAUACCUUAAUCUACAGGCACAUAGCAAGGGGCCAAAUUUUAAAAGCUUAGUCUUUAAACAAGUUUCAAAAUCUGUUAUAUGCAUAUUUCGGAAUGAUAAUUGUGGCAUUUUGUGGUAGCUCAUCCACUUGUUGAGGAUAUUUUGAAUUGACUCUCAACAUGCUUCUUCUAGAAUAAGUUCCAUGAGUAAAUUACAGAUGGAAAGGAUAUGUGGGAAUAAGUUAGCCACAUAAUUUUUCCAGGGGCAAGAUGCAAAAACCUCCUUGCUUUGGCAUCUGGCCACUUUAGCUGUACAGCAUCCCCAAGCUUCAAAUUUGGGGGAUGACAUUUUCAUUAAUAUUGGUAGGUUUGUUAAGGCAGAGCUGCUCAAAGUAUGCAGGCGACUUCGGCAUGGCUCUGACCUAUGCUUUUGUUCCACCUAUGAGUAUCUUUGUGGCAUGAUAUCAGAAAGGGAGAGAGGGUCACAGGGGGUUUUGUUUUAUCUUUUGCUUCUUUCAUCAUGAGACUUUUCCUGCAUGCAGAACAGAGCUUGGUCUGGGCCACAGUUCUUUGUGCCCUGUGCCCCAGGGUUGAGAAUCUUUCAGUGAUACAGUGGUACCUUGCUUCUCAAACUUUAUCCGUUCCGGAAGUCCGUUCCAAAACCAAAGCGUGCUUUCCCAUAGAAAGUAAUGCAAAAUGGAUUGAUCCAUUUAAAAACAACCCCUAAAACAGCAAUUUAGCAUGAAUUUUUCUAUCUAACGAGACCUCUGAUCCAUAAAAUGAAAGCAAUAUUCAAUGUACUGCAGUCACACAAUCAAUCAAUCAAUCAAUCAAUCAACCAAUCAAUCAGUUCCACACAGUCACAAAAACAAAACAAAAAAGCCACAGAAAAGCAAAAGAAAUAGCAAAAACAGAGAUACCUCAGUGUAACACUCAAAACGGAAGUGUGGCACUCAGAUCAGAAGCAUAACACUCAAAACAGAGGAUGUUCAGCUUCCGGAAAAAGUUCGCAAAUCAGAACACUUACUUUGCAGUGUUUAGGUUCCAAGUUGUUUGAGAACCAAGGUACCACUGUACUUGGAAAGAGUAGCAUACUGGAGACAUUUUGUAUACUUUAUUUGUUCUGUGUACAGUUAUAGCUGUGUCCUUGGCCAUUUUCUACACGCUGUAGAAGGAUGCUAGCACUUAGACCCUACGGUGUUGCGUUGCACUGCACAACAGAAAACAUUGACAUAACUCUCCAUCUCUUGCAGCUGUGUCCAUUGCAAUGUGGUAUACUCUGAUGUGGCGGCGCUCAAAUCCCACAUCCAGGGUUCUCACUGUGAAGUCUUCUACAAGUGUCCCAUUUGUCCAAUGGCAUUCAAGUCGGCGCCCAGCACUCAUUCCCACGCCUAUACGCAGCACCCUGGAAUCAAGAUAGGGGAGCCCAAGUAAGCAGCUCUGAUCUUUGCAUCCUACUUGACUUAACUAUUGACUUGCAAUGCUAUGGUUAUCAUGCUCAGAAAUGAAUGUUGCGUGUCAUGACCAGGACUCCCCAUAUGCCAUCAGAGAAGUGGGAAAAGUCCUGGCAAGAGCUGGUUCUCCUACUUUCCACUGUGUUUCUAAAAUUAAAGGACAGGUGCAAUAUAUAAAUGAGACAAAAGAGCAGCAUGUUCGACAGCAUGCGCUUAGAAUGCUUAAUUCAAGAAGGUUAUGAGUGAAAUUGGUGAGAGUGUAUGAGCACCCUGCUCCCGUGUAACUGAAAAAGUUGCACAGAGAUCCGUUCAUUUUUAGCGUGUUGAAAAGGUCUUGUGUCAAAGCAAAUUUUAGGCCACUUUUUCCCACACAGAGCCGACCUUUCAAAUAGGGAUUUUGCAGUGGUUGAAGCCUCGCUGUUUUCUUUUCUUUUUUCUUUUUUAUUAUGUUUUAAAGUUUUUAUUAUUAAAAUAAUUCAGUAUUAAUACACACAUAUUGCGAAUAUACAAGCAUACAAACAUACAUUUCAUACAGUCCUUAAAAAUGUUCAAACAUACCUACACUCAGUCCCACAGAUAAUUCCUUUUCCCAUCACCAUCCACCGCCCCUCACCCCACCUUUGUGUUAGACUUCCAGUCUACUCAGUUGCAAUUUCUUUCCACUUCUAUUACUUUCUUUCACACACCUUUAACCUAAUUUCAUGCUCUUCUUUUUAUUACACAUUGUUAUCCAUCUUAUUUAGUAUUUCAGUAUUUAAAACGGAACUUGUUUAUUCUAAUAGGAGUUCUGAUUUUUCAAUAUUGUUUUGCAAGUAUCCUUUAAACACCUUCCAGUCCCUGUCUAUCUUCUCUUUUGGGAUCCUUCCCAUUUCUCCCAUUGUUUUGGAUAUAUUGUAAUACUCCAAUAAUUUGGCAAGCCACUCUGUUUUUGUCAGUAUUAUACUGAAGCCUCACUGUUUUCCUCUCCCCAGAUUUCUCAUAUUCACUUCAGUACUUCCUUGCUGAUGGUCUAGGGCAGUGAUGGCCAAACUUGUCCCUCCAGCUGUUUUGCGACUACAAUUCCCAUCAUCCCUGACCACUGGUCCUGUUAGCUAGGGAUGAUGGGAGUUGUAGUCCCAAAACAGCUGGAGGGCCAAGAUUGGCCACCACUGGUCUAGGGGAACCUGUUUCAGCCCAAGGGCAUGUCCCCCUUAUGGACAACUUUCCAAAGGCCACACGUCAAUGGUAGGCAGGGCCAGAGGCAACAAAAAAAAUAUGGGUGGAGCCAGAGGCAAAAGUAGGCGGGGCAAUGGGUACAACUUUGUACGACAGGCUACAUUCCAAUUAUGCACAUAGAAACAUAUACACACAUAUCUUCAUUCUACAUCCGGAUAGGAAAAAGGCAGUUCACAGGCACAUUCCAACCAGGCAAAAGGAUGUGAGGAGAGUGAAGCCAGGCAUCAGCCCUUGAGGGUCAGAGCCCAGGAAGAGCCAUGAGAGGCUGAAAGGCCCCCCCCCCAAAAAACCCUGCAGUUUCUCACUCCUUAAAUAGGGGUAUCUGUGCUCACUCCAGAUGCAAAUGGCCAUUCCUCUCCCAAGGGAGCACUCUGUGUGAGAGAAUGAUAAGGGUCUUUAAUUGAGAAAUCUAAGCAUCCUUGCCAGAUUACAUUUCCCAGGGUUUCUUAAGUCAGAACCGGUAUGCCGCUGUUAUAAAUGCGUAAUGCAGAUACAGCAUCUACAAUGCAUCUUCAUAGAAAAAGGAGGAAUGUGCAAAAUGAGAAUUUAAUUAUUAUUUUUGCCGUUCCUUUCAAACGUUCCUCCGGCUCCCCUUGACGUCCCUCCAAUUCUUCAGCUGAAUUUUGCUCCGGGUGAAAAUUCAGUGUCAGUUCUAAUGAUAAGUGGCUGGUAAUGCUUCCCUUAUUAGGAGCAAGAGUCCUUUGUCUGCGUUUAUGGAAAGGCACUGAAACCACCAAGAUGAUUUACAGCCUCAAGGGGUCGUUUGAAAGCCCAUUGCCAUGCAAGCACUACUUUCAGUUCUGCAAAGGUUGUUCUUAUGAGCCUUAGAAAUGAAAACGCCUGAUUGCCACUGAGUGACCUACAUAUCUGGGCCUUUUCGGGUAUUGCUUCCGUGCAUUGAGCUUAUGUGUGGUUAGCUUCACCUACAAUUUCACACUGUGAGGCAGCAUGAGGUAGUGGUUAGAGUACUGGAUUAGGACCUGGGAGACCAGGGUCCAAAUCUCUACCUGCCUGCUUUUUAUUUGUAAGCCCCUUUGAGCAGCCCCUUUGUGGGACAGAAAAUUGGGGUACGGUUUAAAAACCUAUGCCAGUAAUGCAGUCUUUUGGAAUAAAUGAAAUGCCACAACAGACUGACGUUAUGUCUUCAACUGCCUUUUUCUGUGUGUUUUUCUUUUUAAAGGAUAAUCUACAAAUGCUCCAUGUGCGACACAGUGUUUACCCUGCAGCCUUUGCUGUAUCGCCACUUUGACCAACACAUCGAAAACCAGAAAGUGUCUGUCUUCAAGUGUCCAGACUGUUCGCUUUUGUACGCACAGAAGCAACUCAUGAUGGAUCAUAUCAAGGUGUGUGGGCUUCGUUUGGCAACCAUAACGGGGAGCCACCAUAAGUAGAUGAAAGUAGGUGUAAUGAUCUCUGGCAGGCAAGCAAGCCUGUAAUGUAAUGACUCUCCAGCAGUUUUAUGCAUGUUUAUUUACAAAAAAGACACAUCCAGAGCCCGGCUUCUUGCCUGCCCGCAUUUACAAUAGUUGAUCAGUCUGAAUUUUCAUCCCUCCUACAGCAGGAAGGAUGCCAAAUUCCCGCCUUUCCCCUCUUGCCCUUCCGUUGCCAUCUGAUAUUAUCCAGACACCAAAACAGGGACUGAGAGACUGGCCUGCCCCCUCCCCACUCCCACUUGACUGACUCAGACCUCUGCUUAUCUGCUGAUUGCCUAGCAGUGCUCUGGCUGCUGUACAACUCCGCCUCUUCUUGAGAUCUAACAGAGUCUUCCCCAGGAAGGGGGGUCGAACUGCCCUUUCUCGACUCUGUCAGCCAGUUCUCAUCUGCAGAGUCAGACCCUCAUGCACCUAGUUCGAUUUCUGAGUCUAACUCUUCCCCUGCGCUCGGGGGGACGGGGACGUUCCUGACACCAGUUUAGAUGCCCUUGUAAUCACAAGGGGAGCAGGCUUGCGAACGAUAAAACUGUGAAACGGCAUUAUAUUCUAGGAACCAGGUCACUAAACUGCUUAACCCAGUACUGUCUACUCAGGCUGGCAGCUGCUCUUCCCCAAGUCUCAGAGCAGAGGACUUUCCCAAAUCUUUGAACUGAAUAGAUCAAAGCCUGAAACUGGACCUUAUGCCAGGGGUGCAGUGCGAUGCCUUCCAAAUGUUGUUGGCCUGUAGCUUUCAUCAGCCGCAGCCAGCGUGGCCUGCAGUCAUGGAUGAUGAGAGAUGUCCCAGCCUCUGAGCUAUAGUACCACUGAGUUAUGGUCGCUCCCUUAAUCUGCAUAGAAUCUAAACUUCAUGCAGAUUACUAUGAAGUUACAGAAUCCACUUUCAGAGACUUUUUCUUUCUCUGUUUUAUAGGUUAAAAGAAAACAAACCCCCACAAUAUUUUUCUGGAGUGGUGUUUUGAGGCUGACUACUCCUUCUGGUCCCUAGAAGGGACACGGGUGGCGCUGUGGGUUAAACCACAGAGCCUAGGACUUACCAAUCAGAAGGUUGGCGGUUCAAAUCCCCGUCACGGGGUAAGCUCCCGUUGCUCAGUCCCAGCUCCUGCCACCUAGCAGUUAGAAAGCAUGUCAAAGUGCAAGUAGAUAAAUAGGUACCGCUCCGGCGGGAAAGUAAAUGGCGUUUCCGUGUGCUGCUCUGGUUCGCCAGAAGCGGCUUAGUCAUGCUGGCCACAUGACCCGGAAGCUGUACACCACCUCCCCCGGCCAGUAAAGCGAGAUGAGCGCCGCAACCCCAGAGUUGGUCACGACUGGACCUAAUGGUCAGGGGUCCCUUUACCUUACUACUUCUGGUAGUUUCAUUCCUUUGAACUUUGGUAUUUAUAAUGAUAUAUAUAUAUUUAUACUAAGGCAUUAUGCAAUCAGCUGCCUUUUCCCACUGGACUUCUGCUUUUAAGCUAUUGGCUUUACCGCAGUGAUUUUCAGCUUGUGUUCUGGGCAAACCCAGGGAUUCCUCAGUGAGAUUUUUAUCUGUAGCGGACAACCUUGACAGAAUAUAAGGGGAAAGUCUAGUCUAGAACACUCCCCGCCCCCCGACAUGGCAGCUCUCUCUGUGCAAGGUAAUGGCGGGUAGGGGGAAUUCAGACAUGCAGUCCCCCAUCUUUGAAGUGGUACAGUCCAGCUGUGUCAUGUGGUUUUUGCCGCCUCUGUACAUUGGCCUAUGGGUGCCGUGGAUUCGUGAAACCACGAAACAAGCAUUUAUUUUAUUUUAUUUAUCACAUAUCUGCAUUCUGCUUUUCGUCCAAGGAGUUGAAAGUGGCUUUCGUGGUUCUCCUCCUCCCCAUUUUAUCCUCGCAUCAAUCCUGCGAGGCUGGCAGUGAGUGACUGGCUGAAGGUCACCCAGUGAGUUUUGUGGCAGAGUGGGGAUUUGAACCCUGUUGGCUUCCCAGGUCCUAGUCCAACGCGCUAACCACUACACCACACUGGCUUCUCCAGCCUUCCGCCUGCUGGUCCUCUCACCUUGUAUUCUCUCUAGAUAGCAAGUACCACCUUGCUUUGUUCUUUCUUUUUGAAUUAGUCUAUGCACGGGACGCUGAAAAGUGUCGAGGGGCCUCCGAACCUGGGUAUCAGUUUGCCGCUGAGCACGAAGCCCACCACUCAGAACUCGGUCAGUCACAACAAGGAGGACUCCAAAUCCGUCAACGGGACAGAAAAGACAGAGAAGAAGUCCCCCUCCCCUGUGAAGAAAGCAGAGCCCCAGAAAGUCCCCAAUCCCGGCUGGACGUGUUGGGAAUGUGAUCGGCUGUUUACUCAGAGAGAUGUUUACAUAUCCCACAUGAGGAAAGAACACGGAAAGGUAAAUUGCGGGUGUUGAGCGGAGAAUUAGAAGAUUAGAUCUGGGCCGUUUUCAAGUUGUUGACGAGGAUGUUUAGCAUGGAAAGAAUUUGUCCCCGUUAGUCGCCCACCUUGCAACCAAACCAGCAAUGAGGUUUAUUGAUUACACUUACCUGUUGCUGAAAAGUUAUUAUAAAAGAUAAUACCCCACCCCUGGCAAAAAAAAUAAAUCCCUUCACCAUGGUGAAGCCCAGGACAAACUGACUGAUGUCAAUUCUGCAUUCUGGAAUGGGCUCUUCCUCUCUUUCUAAGCCAGGCCAGGCAGAUUUGAUUGCAUUUUACGUAACCAGCCACCACACAAUUUCAGCGAAAGAAAGGCCACUAUUUAGUUUUAUGUAAGCAUAAAUCUAGAGAAUAAAUAAGAUCAUGCACGCUAAAAGGGACAGGGUUAUGGAGGGAAAUAAAAUACAAAUCAACACAAUGGAUCAGCCUGGUUUACAUUUCCUACAGCGCUGAAGGGAGAGUCAACGCUAGAAAUUUUCACGAGUACGUUAUUGCCUAGAUCCAUUAAAUUUUAAUCGCUUUUCAAAGUGUCGCCUACCAACUUGGAUGGCUGUGAAAGAGGGUUAGACAAAUUCGUGGAAGAGAAGGCUAUAGAAGACUACCAGCCACAGUGGCUGUGAUCUCCCCUGUGCAGUUGGAAGCACAUUGCUCCUGAGUGCUGUUUUCCUGGGAGUAACAGUGGGCUGAGGGCUGCUGUUUCAGGCUUCUCCUAGGAAUCUGGUUGGUCCGUGUGAGAGCCGGUUGUUCGCCUGGUUGAGCCAUUGGCCUCAUCCAGCAGGCUCUUCUUAUGUUCUUAAAGCUGCUGCGAUGAAUUAGCAUGACAGGCGUGCCCUGAUUAGUCGGUUGAAUGUGCUUCGGGAUGAGCGCGUUCAAGUUGCACUCCACAGCAACCCAGAAGUAACCGAACGUGUUACUUCCGGGUUUUGCCGCAUGCGCAGACGCUCAAAAUGACGUCACACGCAUGUGCAUAAGCGGCGAAAAGCGACGCAUGCGUACGCAGACGUGCCGUGGCUGGUUACGUUUGCUUCUAGAUGCGAACGGGGCUCCGGAAUGGAUCCCGUUCGCAUCUAGAGGUACCACUGUACAGCAAAAAGGGCUUGCAGUAAGUUACUCGGACCAGUGGUGUGGGGAGGUGCAAUAAACAGAAAGGCUCCCUGUUCUUACUCCUCACAGAUUGGUUUUCCUAGGCUCUGUGGUUUAAUCCACAGCGCCACCCACAUCCCUGGUCCAAAAAUGAGUUUGCAUGUGUUAAUUUCUUGGUUCCAUCUUGGCCACAUGUAAAAACCUAUAUUUGCUUUGUUUGCCAUGAAUAAUAAACCUUAAGUUUAUUCUUUCAGUCACCAGUCUUACUAGACUGUUUCCUUGGUCACACUGCUGCAAAAUAUGUACCAAACUCCAAGCAGGGUGGGCAGGCAGUAUGCUCAGUGUGCACAAAAAAAGGCACCUCAGAAGAGGAAUAGAAACAGAAGUGGAGAGAGGGAAUGUAAUGGAGUGUCCUGAAAGAGCACUGGCUGGCUGGAACCCUGAGCAGGAACACUCCAUACUGUAAUAUUUUCUUGCAAGUCCCACUUCUCUGAACUAAUAACAGUCUUAUCGACUCCAACCUGCUUUUGGCUCCCCCCUGCCAACGAGGCUUUCAGAGUAGUAAAAUUAAAAAGAAGGAAGAAAUUUUAAAAGCUCAUAAUUUUUCAUGGUUGAUGUUCAGCACAGGCCCCUAGGCAGGAGUAAAACUAAUAAAAACCAUGUCAGUUUUGCUGCCUUGGGUAGAAGGAGAGAGAGACGUGAGAGAAAGCCAUAUGGGAAAUACCGCGAAAAUGUAAUAAGCUCAGAGGUGUUGGUAAAGACAGAAGAAAGCUCGUAAUAAGCAGGCUCUCAUGGGUAGGAGAUGCUAUAAUGAAACACCCAUGUAGCAGCUUUCAAAGAUGGAAGCUGAAAUAAAGCAGUGUGUGUGUGUGUGUGUGUGUGUGUGUGUGUGUGAAUUGUUCCAGAGUAGGAUAAAUUCUCGGAUACGGGUCGUUGGUUAAAAUGUUUUACUGCUUCUUGGGUCAUUUAUGUAGGUCAUCAUGCAUCAAGCCUUGUUCAGAUCCACUCGCUGCUGUUUAUCAUUUGUGUUGCGAAUGGCUACUAAAGCAACCUUACACAGAGAGCUUAAGGGGUUGCUUAGCAACCUUGGGUUUGGCUUGGGCCUAGCAGGCUUGUCAGCCAGAGGCGAGGAAUGCCAGUGAUGGAUCUAUGUCCCGCAGGUGGACUGGUUAAGAGCAUCACAUAACUUGCUGGACACAGACCUCCUUAUAUUGCGGUCCAGCAACCAGUUAGACACUUCUGGGACUCACAGAGCAGCGCAAGAACUGCUGUAUGUCCUCUGCAUCUCGUACUCCGAGGCAGGCUUCUCCUCCUGCACAUGGAGCUCCCAUGUAUCCGUCAUGGCUAGUAGCCAUUGGCUCGUCCCCACUUAUUUUGGAGUGGGGGGGGGAAGGGGGACAGACACAAUGGUCCAUAGGUCUUGUGAGUCAAAUGACAGGUGUGUGAGCUACCUGUUCAGGAAGAUCUGAGCACAGGGCAUGGAAAUAAUGCACAUGUAUCCCUCCAUAUGCUGCUCUGCAUUUAACAGCUGGCUUUUGUGUACGACGCCAUUCCUCCUCUCGUUAGCUGAUUUCCAUUUUGCCUGGUUAAUUUCCCCCACUUGAUUGACUUCUAGGGGGCUAGGCAGAGCAGCUGCAACUGGUAAUUGCAAAUCUGGGAAACCACACAAGUAGGUCUUUCAAAGCAUUGUGUUUGUAGAGCCAUCAGGCUACCUAUACUGGAUCAGAAUUAGUAAGGGGGAAGUGGCUUCCAUUGCUUUCUAGAAAUAAUUCGCUGUACAACCCAGCCCUGCUCCCUCUGGUGGACACAGCACGUCAUAACGGUGCCCUGGGAUGUGUCAUGCUCGCGACAUUGCUUUGUUUAAGGUAAAGUUUUAAGUUAACUGGCACAUAUCAUAAUGUACCUCCUUUUUUAAAAAAACGUUUUGACUUCUUUUCUUUAAAGCAAAUGAAGAAGCAUCCAUGCCGACAGUGCGACAAAUCCUUCAGUUCCUCGCACAGCCUUUGCCGCCACAAUCGCAUCAAGCACAAAGGCAUUAGGAAAGUUUAUACCUGCUCGUAAGUUCUGCUUUUUAGAGUUCUGCGCAACUAUGUUCGUUAUAAUAAUUCUUAGACCUUGAAAAAACAAAACAAAACCUGCCCUUCUCUCAUUGAGAGGCCAAGUAGCAUACCUGGAGACAAUCUGCUCUCAUUUCAGCCUACUCUUUAGAGGACAUGAGUCUCCAGGUGGAGCCACAAGGUGUUCUUUAACCUUUUGGUCCCCAAAUGUUGUUGGACUACAAUGCCCAUCAUUUUCAGCUGGCUUUGCCAGUUGUCGGGAAUGGUGGGAGCUGGAGUCCUGCAGCAUGUGAGGACCCAGAGUUGAAGAACAAGGUUCUACAGAACCCCGUUCUUGUCUGUCACGUAAGACUGCCUACCACAGAGGAGGGAUAGCCGGCACGGUGCCCUGCAGAUGUUCUGGACUACAAAUCCCAUCAUCCCUGCUAUCGGCCAUGCUGACUGGGCCCCAUAGGAGUCCAGAACAUCUGGAGGACUCAUUGUGGUUUCAAACGUCUAGUGGGACCACAUUAUGUACCCUUGGUUGUAGAGGAUUAUGGGACAAUUGCUAAAGUGCAUUCUCAGCACAUGCACGGUGACAGUACUGAAACCAGAAGUGUGUCCUGGAAUGCACCCAGCUGUUUCCUAAGGCAACUUGUUGCUGGAUAAAAUAGGUAGCAGCAGUCAAGCUGCUUUUUAUGUAGCAAAUAAGUUAAAAUAGCCUGUGUGUAUGUAUGUGUAAGAGAGAGUGCUCCUAUUGUUCUUCAGGUUGAAUCCAAGUAAAACGUGUGUGUGUGUUUUAAAGAUUUACUUGUGUUGCAAAACAAAGGAAAGUACAUAUAGCAUCUCCAUUUUCGGUUCAUAGAGUCUUUUCCACAGUUUGUUUACGUUCGCCAACCAAGUGCGAUGUAUUCCCAUACAUCCUAGAAGAUGAAACAAAACAAUGGGUGUAGAUGGAGAUAGAUAACAUCGGAAAAAGCCCUCCUCUAGUGUACCCAUUCCUCCAAAACAAACCAAGGAAAAUUCCCACAAUACUAACCAAGUUCAAGGAAAAAGCAGGAAAACUGGCCCCAUUCCCACUAAUUGCCCCGGCCCACCACCCACUAUUCCAUCCUGCAUCCCCAAACCUUCCAAAUAAAGACCUGCCAAGCUGAAGGUCUGUAUCGCCUCACCGACUUUUACAAAAGUAAAUUAUAUUUUUGAGUACACCCAUUGAAAUCAGUAAGAUGUGAGUUAGCCAUGUUCAGCCAUUUUAAGGGCAGGCACGUGAGCACCUGUGCAAACACUGUUAGUACCAACUAGUUGAUCAUAACUGUUAAUGGUCUGCUAUGCAUUUUAUUCAUGUAGGCACUGUCCGGAUUCAAGGCGUACUUUUACCAAGCGGUUGAUGCUCGAAAAGCAUAUUCAGCUGAUGCACGGCAUUAAAGAGCCCGAUGUGAAAGAGAUGACAGAAUCAAGCAAUGUAGGACAAAGCGCGGUAAAAGAAGACGCGAAGGUGAGCUCUUAUUUGUAUGCAAGUCCUGGUCUUUAAAAAGAAACAUGGAAUACCAGCUGAAUAAACUUCAGCUGUGUCCUCUCAACAAAUCAGAGUUGGGAGACUUGAAGCUUCUUUUGUCUUUUGAGGAAAAAAGUGAAGAAAGCUCUUUGUGACCCGCGUGUGUGCAGACGCGUGGGUUGUGAACUCUGGGUUGCAAAUGUGCAUCCCGCACGGAUCACGUUCACAACCCGAGCGUCCACUGUAAAUAAAUAACAGCCAUUGUAAAACCUGUCCUCCGUGUCGGAUACACCACUAUGUUUUUGAAAGCCAUCUAAGGUAGUAACCAUCACCACCCCAAACACAUACACAAACUUUGGCAGAGAAUGCCAUAAGUUAAAUUGUGCAUUGUGUCAAGAAGUGCUUCCCAGUUGGCUGAUUCCGAACAUGAUCCUUGGCUCAAUACACACACUUGUGGUUCGAGGACCCGACCCCCGCGAUGUGAAAUAAAUACACAAGGACACGUGAUAUAAGGUUAAUGGGCAAGAAAAGGCCACAACUUUAUUGAUUACAGCAGUGAAAAGGUAUUGGCUUAGGCAUUGGAUGUCUAAAACAAGGGGGUUUAUUCACCAGUAGGUGGAGCCUGUUGAUGCUAAUCCAACUAUAGGCUCUCCCCUGAUGUCACCGGGGGUCGUGCCAUGGCCUCCCGCCAAGCAGGCAUCGGACAGAGUACACGACCGCCAGAUUCCUUUAACAGAAUACCCAAAAAUUGAAGGCAUAGGCGAUGGCCACACCCAGCCCUUCGACACACCACAACACAUUAUUCCAAUGCCUAACCUACCCACCAAUACCACAAAAAGUUGUGACGAUUGCUACGAGGUAGGCGAAAAACCAAAAGCCUAAUGCCAAAUGGAAAAAUUCCUACCAGGCCCCCUAGACAACCAGGGCGACCAACCUAAGGUCCAUAGCAAGGCCAAAGAACAAAGACCCUGAGCUAAAAGGGAGUGGAGGGUGGGUGACUCACGACGAGAGGACGGAGAAGAAUGAGGCCGAGGAGAGGCUGGCACCGCCGCAAAAGGCUGCUGAACACGCCCCCUCGAAGGCACCUGGUUGGAUGCCUGCCAAGGGGGCGUGGGCGCCAGCCAGGUGAGAGGAGGAGGCAGGGGGCUAAUGCCCCCUGCUAGGGGCGGUGCUCGGGCUCCCGCCCACAACCACUCCCCUCUCUUCCAGGGAGGAGAGUCUUUAUUUCUAGUGCAGAAGCAGUGAACAUUCAUGAGAACAGCUACAUGAUCAUAGCUGGGUUGCUUAUAUUUUAAAACUGAUUUGUUCCGACUUCAGGUUCCCAGUCCGAAGCGUAAAUUGGAAGAGCCUGUGCUGGAAUUCAGGCCCCCUCGAGGCGCCAUCACUCAGCCGCUGAAGAAGCUAAAGAUCAACGUUUUCAAAGUCCACAAGUGCGCAGUCUGCGGCUUCACGACCGAGAACCUCCUUCAGUUCCACGAACAUAUUCCCCAGCACAAAUCUGACGGCUCUUCGUUCCAGUGCAGAGAAUGUGGCCUCUGCUACACCUCCCACGUCUCCCUCUCCCGCCACCUCUUCAUCGUACACAAGCUGAAGGAGCCCCAGCCCGUCUCGAAACAGAAUGGGUCGGGGGAAGACAGCCAACAGGAGAACAAGCCCAGCCGCGAGGAGGAGUCGUCUGACAGUGCCGUGUCCGACAGGAAGUGCAAAGUUUGCGCAAAGACCUUUGAAACAGAAGCGGCCUUAAACACCCACAUGCGGACACAUGGAAUGGCCUUCAUCAAAUCCAAAAGAAUGAGCUCGACUGAAAAAUGACCCUCCCUCCCUCCCCACACGCAUAUCCCAAAAGCGAGAGAAAGAAGAAGAAGCCUUCUCUACUUCAGAACAUGACUGACCUUUCUUUCUUUCAUUCAUUUUUGGUACAGAAAACCUGCCACACAAUGGAGAUAACAGCUCUUCACACGCUGUUGCAAUAUAUUCUGUACUGAAAACAAUAUCUUCUUCACCUCAUCGCUAGAGAGAGAGAUAUAUAGAGAAAUAUAUAUAUACAUAGAUAUAUAUAAGCCCCCUAAAGACUUUUUUUUUAAAAAAAACACUCCACGUGAAAUAAAGCAGUAUUUGAGUUGAACAGAGUUUGUAUAUAUUUAAACAGAUAAUUUUUAUACUCUUUGUUAUGUGUUGGUAUUGGUAUUUAGUGGGAAAUCCUUGUUUCGUUUUGUUUUUCGGUUUUGGUCAGUUGUUUCUGUUUUUUUUCUGGACAGCAAGUUCGUUUUAAAACACAGUUCUUCAUAUUAGGGCAUUGCUUAGGUUUCCAUUAAACCGCUUCGUGGGGGUGGUCCCUUUCUGAUGUCACUAAAACAUCAAGGGAACACGCCCAUCUGUCCCAUAACUCUAUGAUCAUGCUAGAGGUCACAUGGGAGGAGCCAUGAUUCCCCCAGCUCUUUUCCAUGUUACCAUCAUCCUUCCUGGAAACCGUGGUUAAUUCUGGCAUGGUAAGGAGCUGUACCAUGUGUCUUUGGACUGCCACACAAUCUAGAGCUUCUGAAAUUGCCAGCGUUGUGUGUGUGGAAACGUCGCACAUUGUGGUUGCUCACACACCUCAGCAUUGAAGUCACGAGGAAGCCUACGAAUAUAUAUAUAUACCCAGGGGAGGAUUGACAAAACUGCACUAGAAAGCAAAAGUUAAAAGAAGAUAAAUGAAAGGCAAGUAGCUUUUUUGUUUGUCUGAUUGCUUUGUAGUUACUGGAUUUAUGCCCCCAAAUAACAUUCUUAACGAUCAGGAGGAUUUAGAAUAAUUUUAUUAUGGCCUCUUGCAUAAACAUUAUAGGUGCUUUUUUGGAAAAUCUCCCCGUAUUAAUGUGAGAGGGCAUUUCCGUGUGUAGACAACACAUCGGCUACAGAACCCAGCUGCAGUUUCCUGCAGAAAAGCCCCCCUGAAAUAAUGGGAGCUGCCCCAAAGCGCUAUCCUUCUUUUUCAUCACUUCUUACAUGUAAGGAAUGCCCUGGAGGGUCUGUGCUGCUUGUGUUUUAAGCAUCAUGCUCUUUUGCUCUCCUCCACUGCACUUUUGAGAGAGGUCCUUGGACUCUUUCGAAAGGCCUGUUGAGGUGCUUCAGUAUUUUGCUGCUUAGCUGCUCCCAGUUAAACAAAUAUGUAGAGUACUGUGAAUUGAGUUUACAAUGGUGGAGAGGCAGGGAGAAGGAUCGUGUGCCGUGUCACUACAUUGAAAAACCCGUGAAAUGAUGUAUUUUUUGUUUGACGGAGAAGGCUGAAGCGUGGAUGCUUGCGUAAGAUGGUAGGCGGUGCCAGUUUUAUGUCAGAUCAGGUGCUCGGAGGCGUAGGAUAAAUUUGUAGCCCCCCAUUGAAAAGCUAACACCCCGUAGGUCAGACUAUGCAUCCAUUUAGCCCAGUAUUGUAUUCUCUUGUUUCGCAACAGCUUUACCAGGAUCUCGGGCAGAAAAAAGGGUCUUUUCUGUCACCUGCUACCUGAUUCGCUUUAACUGAGGCUGCCAAGGAUUUGCUCCCCUCUCCUACAGAUUUUGUGUCCGUUGCUUAUUGAAACGUAGACUAGAUCGGACACCAAAAUGCACAACCAGGAAUCUGGGAGGCUUUCUAGAGCUGCCUUCCUCUUCCGGGUAGAGUUCUGCAAAGAGCGUGCAGUCCCCACUUUCCCAUGCUCACAUGGGAAGUCUUAAAGCAAGGACAAGGGAUUUGAACAGGUGGGUAGGGCAGCCCACCUGUCCAUCAUAUAAUUGACAGGGGGGUUUGCCCUGUCCACCUGCCAAAGCUGGCACAGUCCCAUCAGUCUCAGCCAGCAAGGCCCAGCGCUGGGAGAUGCUGAGAGUUGCAAUGAUCUGGACCACAGGGAAGGCUGUAAUGAUCUGGACCACAGUGAUCCUUGCAAACCAUGGUGUUCUUAUAGCAGUUCCUGUUAUGUGAUUUGGGAAUAGCAUGGACUGUGGGAACAAGAGGGAUUUAGUGCAGCGCUGUGUGUAGGAAGCAGCCGUGCUUUUGAAUAACGGUUGCUGGAAAUCACAGAAGGGGCGAGAGCUCUUGUGCUCACCAGCAUUUGGUUGGUCGCUGUAAGAACAGGAUGCCGGACUAGAUGGGCCAUUGGCCUGAUCCAGCACACCCUUCUCCAGUUCUUAACGUAUUCAGCAGUUUGGUUGCAUAAACAGUAUUCAGCAAUUGUUAUGAACAGGGCACCUGUCACAGAAUCCUGUAUCGUUUGAAAUACCCUUGUUUCACUCUUUUUAAAGCAAGUCUCUAGUUCUCAGAGGAUGGCUGUUACAUUCUCAGAAGCCAAAGGACAGUAUGAACAGCAUUUCCAGUGGCUAGGCUCUAUAUAGGGUAUAUAGGGUGGUUCUUUGCCACUCUCUGUGACUAGGAGAGACAUUUUAAAUCAUGCAAGGUAUAUGAGUAUAUGGAGAUGUGGUUAAUUUGCAUAACUUACACAGGUGGCAGAAUUCGGUUUUUGUUGAUGCAGCGUAUACAUAAUGUAGGCCUGAAUUUAUGUGAGCUACGCUUGACCCUUCAUAGCAAGCAAUGGGACUUGCCUCUGGUGCUGUGUUGUAAUCUGAGGCUUGAGUGAUCUCUUAAUGAUUGGUGAGCUUCUGAGACAGGGUGGCCAAACAAACUAUGACUUAGGAAGGGCACUGGGGUCAUAUGUAAUGCCAAGCCAGAUCUAAAACAAACCAAAUGUUCGUAAGCUAGCAACUAACCAUUGCUUCAGACAGUGUUUUGCUGGUAGAAGAAAUAAAAGGAAAACCAAAGUAUACUUAAGCUGCUGGGCAGGCUUCACACAUAACACUACGCCAUUGUUCAGCAAACCAUGGUUUAGCAUUAUGUGCAAACCAGGCCAAUGCUUUAAUGUGUGUUUGAGGAUGGUUGUGGUUUGCAAUGGUUGGUUUGUGCACUUAGGAAUACAUAGGAGUGAGCUGAUUUCUAGUGUGUUCCUCUGAAUUGGCCACCUAGUGAGUUUCAGCUUCACGUGCCCUUCCUUCCUCACAGUCUCUUGGUCUCGCUCUCCAAUUAGUCGAGUAAAGUUUUGAAUUCUGAACUACCCGGUUACUAUUUUCAAGGUUGCUUGUCUUCUGGUUAACACAGACAUAAGCCAAGCACCUCCCACUGGCUCUUUAUGUUGCUUUCAGCUUGUUUUAGCCUCUCGGUUUACAUAUAUGAGGAGGAGAUGCAUUCAGGUGCAAGCAAUCGCAGAAAUCUGAACUGAGAGGUAUGUUGCCAAGGUGAUAGAUGGAAAGGGUACUAUUUGAGCACUGUGAGUCUUUUUCAGAGCGCCAUCAUAUAGUACCAGGCUGCAUCACAUAAAGAUGAAGGACCAUGAAGCACUCUGAAUAAUGAAACUGUUCUAUACGUGAAUAAUACUACCUACAUAGUAGUUCUAAUUUUGCAGCUAAAAUGUAAUUUCUUUUUUUUAAAAAAAUGAAAAAGAACGAGGCCUGCUGUGUAAUUCACACAGCUCAUAGAUUUCUUAAAGGUUCUGGACCAUACCAGCAAUUAUAAAAUGUUUUGGAAUUUUCAGAGUGCUUCACAUAAAUUAUCUCAGUACUCCUUACAACAACCUUGUAAGGUAGGUCAGUAUUAUUAUUAUUAUCACCCCCAGAUUGCAGAUGGCUGCAUGUGCGGGGACAGAGCUCAUAUUUAAGGCAAGAUUUGAACGUGGGGUUUCUCAGCUCAUAGUCUUAACCCUCUGCACUAAACGUACGCUCUCGUCUACUCUGAAUUGCACCCAGAGUCUCUUGGGACAAAUAGUGUUAGCUCAGUGUUAUGCAGUUCCCAGAUCACCCAAAUUCUCUACCAAAAUGUGUUACGUGGUGGAGCAUUUGAGAUUAAUGGGGAAGCUGGUGGCGUGUGUUUAAAAACACACACCAUGUUGCUAGAUCUCAUGGUCAUGGAGUUAGCAAGGAUUUGAAGAAGGCUGUCGGUGGUUUCUAGCCUUGAUGGCUUUGCUCUGUCACCAUGGUUGAAGCCAAUAGUGCUUCUGAAUACCAGUUUUUGGAAACUGCAGAAGGGGAGAGUACUCUUGUGCUGGCAGGUUUCCCACAGACAUUUGGUUAGCCGCUGUGAGAACAGGAAGCUGGACUAGAUCUUAAGAUCUUCUAGUUUUAUUUUCAGCAUUUAAGGCAUCUUUCUCCAUGCAUUUGUCCAUGCCGCGCACUCACAUCCCCAUGCAAGUUUUAACAGACACCUACAAGACUGUGCCUCUUACAAAAAAAUCAGCCCCGAGAUGCCUGCAAAGUACAGUGGUACCUCUGCUUACAUACUUAAUUUGUUCCGGAGGUUCGUUCUUAACCUGAAACUGUUCUUAACCUGAAGCACCACUUUAGCUAAUGGGGCCUCCUGCUGCUGCCGCCGCGCCGGCGGAGCACGAUUUCUGUUCUCAUCCUGAAGCAAAGUUCUUAACCCGAGGUACUAUUUCUGGGUUAGCGGAGUCUGUAACCUGAAGAGUAUGUAACCCGAGGUACCACUGUAUAGAUAAGUCUACUUGCAAAAAGUGCAGCUGGUGGCCACGAACCAGGUGUCUGCAGUAAUUAAAUGUUCAAACUGCCGCCGGUAUACCCAUUUUCUUCUGGGCUGGCAAAUGCUCCGUACGGAGCCCUCAUGUGCGAAAAGCUCCCCCUGGUUUGUGACAGAACGUGCGCCUGAGGUGCUCUGCGUACAAGCCAGCUGCACCACAUUGUUGGAUUUGUGUGGCUGUUAACAGGAGACACCCCUCGGAGGCAGGUAAGCGAUCUUGCACUAUGUGCUGAUCCUUCCUCCUCCUCCUCCUCUUCUCGUGGAAUAAACCUGUUAAUUUAGCACCUUUUGAUUUGCAUUUCCUAAACACUGUCGAUCUCCUCAGUGGAAAGUUUGGUGCUUUUGGAGGUGGGGAACACCUCAGAAUGUACCUUCUAUCAAUAACUCGUGUUUUUAUGGAAGUACAGAAGAGGUUCCAUGCGCUGCCCUUCUUACACUAGUUUGGAUUUUUCUGGGUUGCUUUUAUACCACAUAUGUAUUCCCUGAACCCAAUUUUGUACUUUUUUAGAGGGGGGAAAAAACACAUUGAAAACAAAAUGUUCAGUGUAUGUACGUAUGUAUGUAUAUAUAAAUAUAUAUAUGUAUGUAUGUAUGUAUAGGGGGAGAGAGAGAAAGAAAACUGCAUGAUUAUACUGUAGUUAAACGUUCCAUUCUUGAAAACCAAGGGAAGGCGUCGCUGCUCUCGGGAAUUAUACAUUUUGUCCAUAGUUACUUGUAUGAAGACACAUGUUGUAUGUAAAUAAAUGUGGGGUUCCCCCUCCCACCUCUCUUUUGCCCCUAAAGAAUUGUGAUAUUCCGUUAUUUAUUGAGCAGAGGAAAUACUGACCCACUGGUGUCCAAAGGGGGUAGUAGCUGUGUUAAGUCUUUUGCAGCAAAAAAAUAUCCAAAAGCCUUGUGUGGCACCUGAAUCAUAAGUUACCAGCUUGGAGGUUUCCAGAUGUUUUGGCCUUCCAUUCCCAUCAGCCCCAGCUGGCACAGUCUAUACUGGCAGGGGGCUGAUGGGAGUUAGAACCCAUAGAACCGGAGAGUUCGAAGGGACCAUGAGGGUCAUCUAGUCCAACCCCCUUUUGCCCAACGUAAAACUCGAACCCACGACCCUAGGAUUUAAGAGUCUCUACCGACUGAGCUGUAGGCCAAAACACUCUGUUGGCAAGAAAGCCGUGUUAGCCUUUAAGGUGCCUCCAGAUUCCUUGCCAUCUUCUAACGUUUUCCCCGGACAUUCUGUCAGAAGCAAAACAAGUUCUCAGUAGCUGAACAUUAUUUGUUCUUCGCUUCGUUGAUGAUGACCAGUGAAUGCUUGUUAUUCCUUUUCUCCCUCUUUUUGUACUCAUCAAAUAUCGGGAGGUUAUGGAGAACGUCUUGAUUCUACCCUGUAGCUGAAUAUGCAGGAUCCUGUUACACUUCUGUCAGUGAUGUAUACUAGCUUGUCACUGCCUUUUAAAACUUUUUUUAAAAAAGAAACUGUGUACCUCUUAAAGCCUCACGCUUGUCGAUGUGCACUUUUUGACCUGUGUAACAAAUGGGCAGUCACUAUGCAGUGAUGGUGUUUUAUUUUGGGGGUUUUUUUUGUACAGAGUGAAUGGAAUAAUAAAGGUUACCUUUUUAUUACAAGA